AUGACUCUGGAGCGUUACAGCUCUCACGAAGUUGGCGGUGCUGGUACGAUCUACAUUGAACAAUUCACCCUCAAUGUUGCUGGUGAAAACGAGACUCGUAUCACGCAACACAAGACCCUCAGGGUCAGCAACAAUGGCCUCCCCUACCCACAUGCCGCAACGUACGAGCAUGGUGAUCUGCGCACCCUUCUAGACGGGCAGUAUGAUGACAUCAGCCAGUCCGGUGGUAUCACCUGGUUAUGGCAUUCCUCAAACUCCUACAACUUUGAUGAGGUACAUGUCCACGGUAAUGCACACGUGGCAAUUUUGAGUGAUACAUCAACAGAAGAAGUGCAGGUUCUUGGAGGCCGACUAUUCGGAGAUCGCUCUGCAGUGUUCCACAUUGGACAGAAUCAAUUAUUUGGUUUUGACUGGGUUGAUGUGUACUUUGCAGCCAAUGUGAUGUUGUACAGGUAUGUGCAGACAAGACAUUCAUUAGGCUGUUGUUUCUUAGAUACCCUUGGUACGGCCAUCUUCGUUUGCCACCUCGCCUCAGCAUGCGUGAUGUCUGGAUGGAAAUCAAUGGUACCCUUGCAGAUGUCGGUGACUUUUACCAUCGACAGUGGGGGAGCCCUCUCCAUGUGGUCCUAUGGCAACUCACUCGACCAACCGUCCGGGCGUUACAAGUGCGUAAAUGUGACCGUGCGAUCGGACGGGAAGUUUGAGAUGUUGACGGUGAAGGACGAGGCAGAGUUCACGCUGGACUUGAAGCUGUUUGUGGUGAAUGCUGGAGGUUAUGUCCGGACAAACAGGCUGCAUCUCAUUGCUGAAGAUUUGACAGUUGAUGUUGCAGGUGACUUCCAUGCAGACUUCAGCGGCCAUGCUUUAGGUGAAGGCCCUGGUAAGGGAAAAAGCAAGAGCAGUGGACAGCUUGGUGGGGCAGGAGGUGGUCACGGUGGACGUGGUGGACCGUCAAGGCGUGGAAUUCAUUGGGCCUUUGCGUAUGGGUCAACCUUCAUCCCGGAGGAGAUGGGUAGUGGAGGUGGGCGUGGCAAUGAUGGAGACGGCGGAGGGCGAGGAGGAGGUGCCCUUCUUCUGGAGAUUAGGGAUGACCUUAGAGUGGAAGGUCGUCUCCAUGCAAAUGGGGAAAAUAGCCAUGGUGUUACGGGCGCUGGAUCAGGGGGCAGUAUUCUCGCCUACGUCGGCCAUCUUGAUGGAGCUGGGUCGAUAGAGAGCAAUGGUGGAGAAGGCUCCACUUAUGGCGGUGGGGGUUCAGGAGGUCGUAUUGCAAUCUACUACACACACUACAACUAUAUUGGAAGCUUCCAUACCAAGGGUGGCACUGGACCUGAUGAAGUAAGCUCCUCUGGUACAGUUUACCUUCAAGGAGGCGUGGAUCCAGACCAACAAAAACGCAAACUCAUCGUCGACAAUGAACAGUCCUCUUCUGAUGCUUCUCGAAUUGAAGAAUACAUCAAUCUUCCGUUGGAUAGCGCAGACUCAAGCAGCUUAACGGAUUAUUACACUUAUGGCGGUGUACGCAUAUUUACCUCCGGUGUCCCUUUAUAUUAUGAUCAUGGAUAUACCAGGUUCCAGCUCAGUCGGAUGUUCUCUGGGUCGGGCACGGAUGGGUAUUAUUAUCUAACUGGUGCCCAGCAGCCUACGGUUACUGUAUCGUUUCCGUUCACUGUGUAUGCGUAUGCUGUCAGGGUUUACCCACAAUGCACAAGCCACAUCACCGAUUUCCAAAUCUCAAGUCAGUCCGGCAUAACUACCGUUGUACACACUGAUGGCUUUGUAGAUGUCAGUGGUUGCCGAACACAGCAGGAACCAGAUCAAUAUUCACUGGUUCCCAUCGGUAACAUUGUCGAUAAGAUUUUCAUUGAGCUUCGUGGACAUGGAAGCUAUGCAGCUAUGAACAAGGUUGAAGUACUGCUUCAGAGAGACCCAGAGCACAGUAAUGUGGUACAGACAGAACACUCAAUGGCUCCCGAUACACUCAUUCUUGCUGAAGAAGAAGAAGCUGACACCUUUGAGUUUGAUGAGGUCAUCAUCAGAGGUCAAGGGUCACUCGCAUUGAUAAACAUGAGGGCCCAUCGUUCAGAGCUAAUCGCUCACGCAGUCGGCGGUGAUCGAAGCGGUCAGCUGACUCUAUUCCGAGGCCAGGAUCUGAAUGCCACGAUGCCUCGUGCCCUGAUGCCCUUCUCUCUACUGGCACUGGAUGGCUCUUCUGCAACGCUUCCAACCAUUCUUGAUUGCAAGAAUGUAGAAAUAGCCAUAGAUGGGAGUCUUCACAGCAUGGAGAGGUUCACAAUCAGCUCUGGCUGCAAUGUAUUCCUGGAGUAUGAAGGGGGCGACCAAAACCACAUCGGUCACCUGGACAUUAAAACCUUUGGCUCUCUGUACAUCAAUGAUAACCAGAAAGGGACUGUCACUCUGGAGGGAACCACGCUCAAUGUCCGAAGUGGAGCUUUGCUCAAGUCUAGUGAUCUGAGUCUUCACUUUGUCAACGUGAGCGUUGAACCCUCAGCUACUCUAUCCAUAGGCUUUGAGACAUCCUUACAGCAUGAACAGACAAUAGGCAAUGGCUCAGGACUGAAAGGCAGCCCUGGCUCAUCGGGUGCAGGUCACGCCAGCACAGGGGGUCAAGGUCAAAACCAGCCACGCGUCGGCAUACCCUAUGGAUCAUUCUUGACCCCUGACCUCUUCGGGUCAGAUGGAGGUCAAUCGACAUAUCCUCAUCUGGGAGGAUCAGGUGCCGGCAGAGUGUUCAUGAAUGUGACGGGGAUCUUAACAAUUGAUGGAACUCUGAUUGCUGCAGGUGGCGAUCAUCGCUCGCCAGGCGCUGGAGGAGGCAGUGGAGGCAGCAUCUGGAUUGAGACUGAGACCUUAGAUGGAGAUGGAAUCAUAGAUGCUUCAGGAGGAGGCGGCUACUCUGGUACUCUUAGUUCUCCAGGGGGAGGAGGAGCUGGUGGUAGAAUAGCUGUCUACUACACGAACAACCACUUUAUUGGUGAUUUUGAAGCUGUUGGAGGGAGCAGCAACUUUGAACCAGGUGGUCCUGGGACAAUCUACUUACACAAACUCCAACCACUAAAUGGUACCGUGCUUCUAGAUGCAACCAGUGACGAGGCGCGCAUCACCCAUGAUUCCAACGUCACCGAGCCUCUCACUAAUCGUACACUCUACAUCAACAAUCGGGGGCGAUCACCCCGCGACAAGGGUCGUAACAUCACAGACGGUUUCGCAGACUAUGCAAGUGUGUCCACUAUCCUCUGGUUGAUGCCUACUGAGCGUGCUCAGAUUGACGUCGUGCGAAAUGAGCCCAGCCACAAUUUCACCGAAGACAUUAUUCUGGACGAGCUACACAUCUACGGCGGCGCUCAGAUAGCGUACUUGGACCCCGAACAACACCACGACUCACUCAGUGUUAGAAUCGGGUCGAUAUCAGGGGAUCGCACGGGCAAGAUGCUGAUUGGUUUCAACCAGACCUUUUACGCGUCUCGUGCGCAUUUUCCCAUGGAUGUGGAUGUGUAUCGUGGAGGGUCGGCAACACUCCAUGGUGAGCUUAAGGUUGCUGGUGUGAGGGUUAACGUUGAGGGCGUUCUGGAAAAUGCGGAGAAUGUUACUGUCGCAGAUGGAGGUACUCUGCUCAUGCAUGAAAUGAUCAACAUCGACGGGGAAUCGACGGAGACCCUUAACUUCAAUGCCAUCAACAUUCGCAAUCACGGCACGAUGGUGGUCAAGAAUGGCCGGGAGCGGCGCACCAUCGAGGGCACCUUUGUUCAGGUGUACGGCGGUGGGGAGUUGAUAUCCACCAAUCUCAACAUCGUUGCUGACGUGGUGAUUGUGGAUUCCAAAGGGUUUAUCAGCUUGAAUGGGGAGGGGUUUGCUGGAAGUGAAGGCCCAGGUGCGGGUUUUUUCUACCAAGGUCCAAGUUAUCCGUACCCGAACAUCGGCACCGGUGCAACACACGGAGGUGAAGGGGGCUGCACCUCAUCCAGUCAACGGUCCCCUCCCAGUUAUGGCUCCUUCACCACCCCGGCUGAAUUUGGGAGUGGAGGGGGGCUUUCGGGUGGUGCCGGAGGUGGAAUUUUGUGGAUGAAUGUUAGCCAGUGGCUGAGGGUUGAGGGCACUGUUCGGGCAAACGGUGAAGAUGGGAAUGCGGCUUUGAGUGGUGGCGGAAGCGGAGGGAGUAUUCUUAUCUCUGCGAAUGAGAUUGAUGGUUCUGGAGAAUUUCAGGUAAAUGGAGGAAAUGGGAACAAUGCCGGAGGCGGAGGGGGAGGCCGUCUCUCAGUCUACGUCGAUGAGAACAGAUUCGAUGGUGAAUUUGAGGCUAGAGGAGGGUCAGGGGUCAAUGAGCAUGGCGCCUCUGGAACCAUCUAUCUGAAGCAGACUGGAGAUGAUGGACACAAGAGGCUGAAGGUCUACAACCGCUUCAAUACUCAACAUUCACAGACUCGUCGAACUUCCGUUACCCUGCCUCCAUUGUACGACCCAGAUCAUGACAUCGAUCUGCUGGACAUUGGUCAGUACGCCCACAUGGAACUACAAGCAGUCGGCAUAGAGGGCUAUCCGGCCUUAGACAAUACCACACGCACUCUGCGUGUGGCGCAGACAACUGGUGACUUCACAGCGACGGUCCAUGUAGGGGAGACCGACGAACUUUUCAUCGCCGCCAACGCUACGAGGAAUUUGCCGUUUAGCCUGGUCUUGUAUGAGAAUGGAACUGCUGCCCUUCCAGAGGACACUUUCCUCCAAUCAGUGAGUCUCCUGCUUCAUGCGGGUGACUUGAUUGGAGUAGAUGAUUUAGAGAUUGGUCUCAAUGCUCGAGUCACUUACCACCCCCCUGGAAGAAUCAACUCUGCCACCCAAAGUGAGGCUUCCUUACAUAGCCUCAGCGUGCUUAGUGGUGGUGUUAUGGAAUACACUGGGGAGGCUGAGUUGGACCAGGAACUCCGAAUUAAUCUGGAGGGGGAUUUUAAAAUGACAGCAGGGGCUCUGAUGACUGCAAACAAGGUUGAUAUUAGAGCAAACAGUGUGACCAUCGAUCACGAGGCAACCCUUGAUGCGAGUGGUAGGGGUUUCUCUCCUGGACAAGGCCCAAGCCCCGGUAUUCAUCAUGCCAAUGGUGGUUCAGGCGCAUCUCAUGGUGGCAGAGGUGGGAUGGGUGCGUAUGUUUCCUCAGCUGAGAAAGCGUAUGGGAACGUCUUGGGACCUGAAGAGUUUGGGAGUGGGGGAAGUGAUGGAGGAUACAGUGGGAACUCCUGCUCUGGAGGUGGAGUGGUACGUCUUGAAGCAAGAAAUCACACACUGAUUGACGGAGACAUAGUUGCAAGCGGUGAGCAUGCCAAUGUACUGAGGACUGGUGGUGCAAGUGGAGGCAGCAUCUGGAUAACAAGUAGCAGCAUGAGCGGGAGGGGCAGAUUGUUGGCCAAUGGAGGUGACGCGACCUGCGUGCCCGAUUGCAACAACUGCGACUCGGAAAAGCGCUGUCGACAGUGCACCAACCACCAGUUCUGGCAGGCCUACAACUGUGUGUCCGAUUGCCAUGACUUUGAGAACAGGAGACCAUUCUUUGGCCAUGACAAUACAGGACGGUACUGCGACACAGAGACCACCACUGGCACCAGGGAGAUUGGGGGAGGUGGUGCAGGCGGGCGUAUCGCUAUUCACACCUACGACGCCAAUCGGUUCUCAGGCCGCAUGGAGGCUUUCGGCGGCCGCAGCCAUUCCGAGGUUGGCGGCCCGGGAACAGUCUACCUGUCCAAUAUCACUCCCAACGAAACCUUACGCACACUAAUCGUCAGCAACGACAAACGCGGGCCGUCACGCACAUAUCUUACCUCACGCCAAGACGACAGUUCACGCGCUUACGUGGUCACUGACUCCCACCAUGAAGUCACCGAAUACACGUUUGAGAGAGUGUCCCUGACAGAAAAAGCGCACCUUGCGUUUGAGAGCUCGUUGGACGAACCAGUCAGUGUCAAAAUCGGUUAUUUGGACGGAGACCAAUCGGGAGUCUUCCACACCGAUGGGAACUAUCCAAUCACAAUCAGAGAUUCUGCGUCACCGUUUCCGGCGGGGUUCAGGGUGUAUGAGAACACCUUCCUGAGUCUCCCAGAAGAUACCAGGCUUGAGGGUUCACCAGUUAACCCUGUCUAUAUUGAAGGCUCACUGGAUGGAGUAAAACACCUCAUCAUCGGACAAGGGAUACAUGUGUCUAUAGGAGAUCAUGGAAAGUUUUCUGGUGAACCUGACAAGUGUUUCGUCUUAGACUCGCUCCAAGUCCUCGCCAGUGGUCAGUUGUCCUCCUUCUACUCAAGUGGAUUGAACUACAACCCUUCAUUUGACACGCUUAAUCCAUCACUGAAGUUGACACUCACCGAAUCAUUGAGGGUCCACCCAGGUGGCCUUAUUCAGACCAACUAUCUAGAUGUAACUGCUGCAGUGGAGAUAGAGAUAGACACUGCUGGUGUGAUUGAUUCAUCAGGCAGAAGCCCUGACAUUGAACAUGGAGGCGUUGACAGUGUUAAAGGUGCGUCUGGUGGUGGCCAUGGAGGAAGUGGGGGUCAAGGAAACGGCCAAAUCAUUGUCGGUCCACCCAGGGGGUCACCCUUUGCACCCAUGACCUUUGGCAGCGCCGGUGGCAGCGGGAACAAAUCACCCUCUAGCCCAAACACCGCGGGCAAAGGAGGAGGAUUGAUCCUGAUGAGUGCCCCUGUGGUAGAGGUUGAUGGCCUGGUGAAAUCUGACGGGACAGCGGCUAGCCAAGGGUACAGUGGAGGUGGCAGCGGGGGUGCUGUAUUUAUCAAGACACAACAGCUCCGUGGUCAGGGUCAAAUAUCUGCCAUGGGGGGCUUGGUCCCAUGUUGUUACUCAACUAGUGAAGGUGGUGGAGGAGGGGGUGGUCGCAUCACUCUUCAAUACCACAACACAACAUUCACCGGUAAGCUCUCCGCCCAAGGCGGGCGUGGCAUCGAUGAGUCGGGCGGGGCGGGAACAAUCAUCAACCAAGACCUCUUGUUGAAUGAAAACAGACUCCACGUCGACAACUCCUUCAUCGGUGGCCCAAAAGAGCUUCAGAUUAACUACCCGGGUUUGAUCGGAGUUCACCGUGGGCGGGACAGCUGCAGGACGUGGCUCCUCCCACCCGGCGACGCCUCAGAGUAUGACCUCGAGGAGGUCAGCAUCAACGGUGGUUCCCACCUGGCGUUGUUUAAGGCAACGGCGAGCGACACCCAGAGUGUGGUUGUUGAGAGCAACAGCGGUGACAACUCUGGAUACUUCCAUGUUGGACCACUUCAGGUACUGAAAAUGGAUCUUCCCGCAAACAACCCAAGGCUGGCAUGGAACAUUCAACUUUAUGAGAGGGGUGAGCUCGAUAUGCCAGAACACUUGGAGGUGCAUGAUCUCACCUUGGUACUGGAAGGGAUGGUGACUGGUGUUAAAGAUAUCUCAGUGGGUAAAGGCGGAAAGGUUUACUUAAGUCACGUGACGAAUUCCACCGAUCAAGUCUCAGAGACGAUCAAGUUUGAUCAGUUCGUGGUCCACGGUGGCGGGCAGGUGUUCAUAGAGGGCGGUAUACAGGGACUGAAACUGUUUGGCAACAAGCUCCACCUGGAGAGCGGUGCGUACUUGAAGGCAGACCGUGUGCUCAUCAACGUGACUGACCUGAUCAUCGAGGAGUUGGCCGUUCUGGAUCUCAACUCAGCCUUUUCUGGUGACGAGCACAGUGAUGUUGGUAGAGGCAGUGGCUAUGCUGGUGCCGGGCAUGGAGGUCAAGGUGGCAGAGGUCAAGGGUCACCUGGAGGUGGUCUAUUCUAUGGGAACGUUCUGGAGCCACAACAUUUUGGUAGCAGUGCCAGCGAUGAAAAAUCUAGUGGAGGUGGUAUACUGACAGCAAUUGUUAGCAAUGAGCUGAGGGUAGACGGAACAAUUCAAGUCAAUGGCCAGAAUGGUCAGUCUUCAGGAGGUGGUGCAAGUGGUGGAAGUAUUCUCCUUGAUGCACUGCGCUUUACUGGAGUAGGUCUUGUUCAAGCUAAUGGAGGCGCAGGUGCCAGUACCACAGGAGGAGGUGGGAGUGGUGGUCGCAUUGCCCUGUACUUCACAGACAACACAUUCACCGGCAAGUUCACUGCCUACGGGGGUAGUUCGGUCCAAGAGCCAGGUGCAGCUGGUACUGUUUACCAGGAGUCAAAGGUCAUGACCCCACGAUUCAGGAGCCUGAUGGUGGACAACAAUGGACAGACAAUCCAUCAGAAAACUAUCAGCAAUUAUUACAAUCUUCGCAAUGAUGCAGCAGUGACUUGGAUCAACCAGAUCGCCAUAGGAACCGAGUACACCUUCGAUGAGCUCACCCUUCAAGGGAACGCCCAUCUCGCUUUCGAAUCUCGAGCCGAGUCCUCUGCUCGCCAAUUUGUCAUUCAGAAACUCAUUGGGGAAGAGAGUCAACUGUACCAGAGAUACGGGACUCUUCAUACCGGACCGAAUCAAGUCGUCACAAUAAGACAGUCAAUGUAUUACCUGCCGCUCAACUUAUACGUGUACGACCAGGGGUCCCUCAGCCUGCCUGACCGAGUAAUGCUGCACCGUACGGAGAGCGUAGUCAACGGGCUCCUAGGGGGCGCCAGAGACCUGUCCCUUUCACACUCCAUGCUUUCCUUUGGUGAGAACUCCAGGUCUGCGGUGGAGACCAUUCAGACCACGUUUAGCUUUGACACCCUGAGUGUUCUCCCGGGAAGUGUGGUCGAGCUUAGCGGCUGGAGCGGAGACUACGAGCUGAAGCUGACCAGACUGGAAAUAGGAGCGAAUGGUAAGGUGCUUGGGAGGAGGCUAAAAGUCCGUGCAGAGAUGAUUACACUAGCGGAGACUGCAGUACUUAGUGUGGACUACGGUGGACUCAACAGCAAUGGAAUUGGGACUUAUUUUGCUGGAGCAGGAGGCAGCCACGGGGCCAAAGGUGGUCUCGGUAGGUAUAGCCCCGACUCAAACUCACACUAUGACUCCAUAUUUGCCCCCGAGGAGUUCGGAGAAGCGGGCGGCUGUGGGAUGCAACGUUGUGAGAAUGGUGACGCGCCAGCUGGCGGGGGCGCUCUUCAUCUUCAGACGACCGAACUGUACAAUAGCGGCACCAUCAGUGCAAGAGGUCAGAAUGCAGUCAGUGUUGCAUCCUCUACAAGAUCCGGUGGAGGAGCUGGGGGCAGUAUCUGGCUGGAAGUUGAUUCCAUCGUGUCCAAAGGGGAAAUUGAUGCCAGGGGUGGGCAGGGAGAUGGGAAUGAAGGCGGAGGUGGUGCAGGUGGCAUCAUAUCAAUCUACUACGAUGAUGAAGAGAUCACUGAGCAACCUCUUGCCUGUGGUGCUUCGGGGUACCAGGCUGGUGGCUCAGGGUUUGUGUAUCUGGUGCGGCUUAAAGAAGGAUUUGUGUACAGCAAGAUACUAAUGGACAACUGUGGACUUGAUUCUCCACAAGAAGCAGUCGCCGAUUUGACCUCUGACACUAACAUCUUCAUCCUCCAUGAGCUGGAGAUAAGAGGGAGGGCAAGACUCCGUCUCACUGGGAGGAGUCUCAACAACCCCUCCCUGUGCUUCCCUGUUGCAGUCCUCAAGGGUGAUCGGACAGGAUGGUUCACAGUUAGUAGUCAGAUCAGAGCUCACUUCUCAAUUUGUGGAUGCCCCGUCUGCAACAUCCAAGACCCUGUCGCUAGGAUUGAUCUUGUUUUCAGCAUCGCUGUCGAAAACAACGGCUAUUUGAAGGUUCCCAGGGACGUGACUCUGCGGGAAGGAGUGACCCUUGACCUUUGUGGGAACCUGGAUGGCGUACAAGACGGCUCGUUGAGUAUUCGUGAUGGGGGAACUCUAAAUGCGGGUUAUCCAGCAAGAACUGGAGGUUCUGCUUCCCCAGUAGGCACUUUGGACAUAGACACUGUUUCAAUAUUCAAAGGGGGUGUCAUGAAGAAGUCAACAUCAUGUCCAAAUCCAGAAAACAUGGACUUACUUCUUGAGGUAGCAACUUUCAAGCAGUCUUGGAUGUCAACAUUCUUGGGAGACGGAUUCAUAAUUUCAGAUGCUUCAUCUGUUGUGGUAGAUGAGACUAGAGGGCCUUUACCCAGUCAAAUGUGUCCAGAAGGGGUACAGACGUUCUUUAAUGUAACAACUGAUGACCCGUGUCCUGGGGGCCUAACACUGACAUUCAAUAACAACACACAGACAGUAGUUUGCGACUACAACAGCCUUCAUAUGACGGUCGGACAGAGUUGUGAUUUGGUUCCAGGCGAACACAUCUACCAGUCAUUGGUUUUGGAAGCAGGUUCCGAGAUCAAUGUAGUGGGACAGGAAAACGGACUGAGUCUAACUCAGUUAAGUGUCUCAGAUCUUACUGUCAACUAUGGUGGAGUGAUCAAUAGUCAUGCUGGUGGGUUUGUGAAUGGUGGCCAUGGACAGGGAGUAAAUGGAACAGGUGGAAGUUAUGGUGGAAUUGCAGGAGGGGCUGAUACGACUGUUACAUAUGGAAGUGUGAUGGUGCCAGUUGAGUAUGGCAGCAGUGGAACAGACUCUCAAGGUGGUGGACAAAUUGAGAUCACAGUUACAAGAAACUUCCAUCAUGAUGGGAGUAUUAAGGUGACGGGGGAAGGUGGAGUUGGCGGAGGGAGCGGUGGAAGUAUUUAUGUCCGUGCUGGUUCCUUCUCGGGUUAUGGAGUGCUUGAUGCAUCUGGAGGAGCUGGAACAACCUCAGGAGGUGGGGGUGGCAGGAUAUCAAUAGACGUAUCUGGCUCAAGUGAAUACAAAGGCACUUAUCUUGCAAAUGGUGGCAGAGGUGGGGUUAGUGGCUCAUCGGGCACUAUCUUCCUGCAACAUGUUACUUAUGGAACAUUGUCCACUUCCUUGAUCAUCUCUGGAGAAUCGCCACAUCCAACAGAAACAACAUCUCUUGGUUUGACAGACCUUGAUGAGCUACAUGUCCUUGAUUCCGGAAAUGUAGCUAUACAGUCUAAUCUCAAUGUGAGUGUGCUUUUCUGUGAUGGAACUGGAAAGUUAGUCGUGUCGAAGGGAGUCUCUCUUACUGUACAAGAUUUUAUUAAUCCCAGUCUUGGAAUACAGUGUAGGGUUGAGGUCCAGGAAGGUGCCGAGUUUGUUGUCAAUACCCAUUUAAUCCUUACAGGAUUAAUCCAGCCAUUGCUUGAUCUGAGAGGUAGCCUAACUGCACACUCAUUAACUGUUGGUGAAAGCGGUGAACUGGUUAUGAGCAGGAAUGGCACCUUGGUGACAACUCAGAUUGUGAUAAACAAGUUAGGCCAUCUGACAAUCGCUGAUGGAGCCAAGAUCCAGAAAACAUCCUCUAAGAAAGGACAAAAUGGAGCCAUCAGUUUAGAUGAACUUUCUAUCGGGCCAGAAGCUAGUUUCACAGUUGAAGCUGAAGCACAACUGAACAUUGCGAAUUUGACCCUCCAGUAUGGCUCAGUACUCACUGGUGGUGAGUCGCUCUAUUUUACAACUAAUACAACAAACAUCGAGAGUGGAGCACUGAUUUCUGUCAACAAGGGAGGCUUAGUUGAUGGUCCUGGAAGUCCAGGAUACCCAACCAGUGGUGCUAGUCAUGGUGGGCAGGGAGCAACUCUCCAGAAUAGCAUAGACAAGAGCCUCACGUAUGGCUCUCCAUUUGAACCAAAGUCUCCAGGCAGUGGUGUGGGUGACAUAAGAGGAGGUGGAGUCGUUACAUUUACCACAGCAGAAUCUUUCAUCCUUGGUGGAGAAAUUGCUGCUAAUGGCGAAAGCAGCAGCAACUCUGGUGGAGCUUCAGGAGGAAGUAUCUAUAUCAAUGCUGCUCAGCUAAGUGGACAUGGCUCUUUGUCAGCUAAUGGUGGUGAUGGAGGUCCAUCUUGUUGUGGAGGAGGUGGAGGUGGUAGACUCUCUAUUGUCGCGCCAGAAAGCAGUGACUUUGCUGGGGUUUUAACUUCCAAUGGAGGACAUGGUUUUAGAAACGGUGCUGCUGGGACCAUCUACUUGCAAACCAGUGAAAAGGGGACUUCUACAAAAACUCUAACAGUUGACAAUGGGGACAUGAUGUCGGAGUCCUUUACCGUAUUCCUAUCUGAAGAAGACACUUCUGAAAGCUCUCUUGACAAAAUAGUCAUAAGGAACUCGGGUAAGUUGCAGUUAGCAGAGGAAGUUCGUGCUUCAGUCUUUGUGAAAAACCUUCAAGGGGAUUUCAGUGGUAUCAUUCUAGUCAAGGCAAACCAGACACUAUCAAUUGCAACUACGCAGGCAGUCACAAGCUAUUACACCCUUGAAAGUGCCCUUGUGGUGGAUAAAGAUGGUGAAAUCAUUGUCCCUUCCAACCUUUAUCUUCAUCAAGUGACGUCUGGUACAUGUCUCCACCUGGCAGGGUUAAUCACAGGAGCCACGAAACUCCUCGUUGGAUCCAAUGCGGAAGUUUUGAUUGAGCCAACUGCAAGUACUGCUAUUAUCUCUGAUGGGAGUUACGUCUUCAUUGACCCACCAGGGACCUUCACCUUGGAUUCUUUACUCGUUCUUGGUCAUGGAAUUCUCACCUUUGAAACAUUAUUUGAUAAACCCGCAUCCCUGAAUGUCUUGAAUGAAAUCCAUGUGCGAUAUAGUGGCAUGCUGCGGGGAAGGUGGCUCCUUCUCAAAGCAAAACAGGUGCAUGUAGAAUAUGCUGGUUCAAUUUCAAGUGAUGGUAUGGGAUAUUAUGCUUCAAGUGGACCAGGAUCAUCUCAUCAAACAGGAGGAGCUGGUGGAAGCCAUGGUGGUGUGGGAGGUCAAGGAUCGGAAGGCACUCAACCAAUGACAUCUGCAUAUGGCAGUUUGUACGAAGCCAGGGAGUUUGGAAGUGGAGGUGGUAACAGUAGCACAGGCAGCGGUGGAUCAGGAGGUGGUGUGAUUGAAAUCGAAGUUGAUACUUUCAGACUGGAUGGCUCCGUUAGCUCAAAUGGGAAUCAGAGUGAAGCUGGUGGUGGAAGCGGUGGGGCUGUCCACAUCCAGAUCGCCCAGGAGUUAACAGGUUCUGGCGAGAUCAGUGUCGUGGGUGGUAAGGCUGGUAUGGCGGGAUGUGGAGGCGGUGGUGGAGGCAGGGUUACCUUAGUCACACAAGUUGCAUCACGUUUCACUGGGGCGUACCUUGUCAAUGGAGGUUCUGCAGAUGCUCCUGCUCAGCCUGGUGGCUCAGGAACAGCAUACAUCAAGCAGAUAACAGGAGCAACUUAUUUCUCCAAGCUAUACAUCAGUAAUGAUGCCACGGGGAUCACAACACCACAGCUCACCCUACUUAGUGAGACAGACAUUGAGGAAUUCAACUUUGAUGAGCUUCAUGUCCUCAAGAAUGUCAUUCUAGAAGUUGCCGGUUUGGACAAGACAAUGACAGUGACAACCCUCAUCAGUGAUGCCACAAGCACGGUCAAAGUUCACGACACAAUGACCUUGAGUGUCUCGGAAGGUCAGGAGGAAGUCAAUCUUGCCUGUAGCUUCCAACUUGAUCCAGAAGGAGAAUUACGACUUCCUACCAGGGUGACAUUCCUAGGACCCCAGAAUGUGCUUUCAGGUACACUUACAAACAUUUUUGAGAUGGUGGUGGCUUCUUACCAAGAGGUCACCCUAUCCCCAGAGGGAAGGACAGCUUUGUUCAUAGACGGCAACUACACCUACAUUUCCGACCGUGGUGCUUACAAACUAGCUCUUCUAUCCGUCAACGAUCAUGCAAGUCUAACUUUUGGAAUGUCCCCAAAUGUGACCACCACACAUCAGCCCCACUCUAUAGGAGUACUGGAUGUGGAAUAUGACGGGGUUGUUCAUGCAGAGGAACUUUACCUCCAAGGGAAUGAGGUUGUGCUUCAUCCGGGAAGUGCCAUUCAGCUCUUUGGGGGUGGCAGUCCACCCAUGGAGGGGCCUGGAGCUGGUGGAACGAUUGACGAUAUCGGAACUGGCGGAGGACAUGCUGGAUAUGGAGGAUCACCAAUUGACCAAUCAGGCGGCUCUCCUUAUCAGUCAACCACGAACCCCCAGCAGGCCGGUAGUGGUGGUGGGACUGGAUCGACCGGGGAAGGAGGAAGAGGAGGGGGACUGCUUCAAAUGGAGCUUAGUGGAACGUUGUCUCUUGAAGGUAGUAUCCUAGCUAGUGGAGAAACUGGAACAGAAAACAGCGGUGGUGGCAGCGGUGGGACCCUUAUUAUCACAGCACAGGAUCUGUCUGGUCAUGGCCUGAUGGAAUCUAAUGGGGGUAGCAGUGAGAGACUCGGCGGCGGUGGGUCAGGUGGAAAAAUUGCCAUGUUCCUCGCUAACAGCUUCAACUUUGAUGGCACUUUCCAUACUUUGGGUGGUGGAAACUCUGACUCGGACAGUAACAAAAUUCUGGGAGCAGCAGGAACUGUUUUCAUUCGAGACCAGCUGAGCAGUUUACCACGUAGCAAGAUCAUCAUUGAUGGGAGGCAGGAAUCAGACCUUCCGAAACAGGCCAGAACAGUUUUGAGCCUUGAUGGGACAGAGAGCAAUGCUCAGUUUGAGUAUGACAAGCUGGUGCUAAAAGGUUAUUCGCAGCUUGAGUUUAAUGGAACAGAUUCAAGCCUCUCAGUGCAGAGUUUUGAAGGAGAUAAAACCGGGACACUACACGUCCAACAUGAGCAAACAAUGUAUGCAGAAAUAACAGACGGUCGUAGCUCCCAUAUGACUACCCUCAUGAACAUCAUAUCAGGAGAAAAUGCCACCGUCGCCUUCCCGUCUGUUCUCUCAAUCGACCAAACGGAGUUAAUCGUUCAUGGACAGAUCGAUGCUCAGACGGUAACUGUGGAGGAGAGCAGUGCCUUCACUCUCAAAGAGACGAGUUUCACUGCCAGGAGGACUCGAGACGGUUUCAUACCCACCAGCGACCCCGGAGAGUACCUCUUCACCUCGCUGACCCUCAAACGAGGCUCAAGCUUCACCGUGGACUCGGGCCUGACGCUGACCGGAGGCUCCUUUGAUGUCAAAAGUGCCGUGACCCUUCAAUUUGAUUUCUUCGUCAUCACAUCCAAGGCUGUUGUUGUCGAGAGAGAUGCAGUGUUAGACGUUAGCGGCAUGUCUCAAGAGGAGCAUCCUGAUGCAGGAGUUUCCUCUGGAUGUGGAGGUGGAGCUUUUGGUGGGCCUGGUGGAGUGGGACAGGGCAUCGAUAUUUCACAGUCCUUUGCUUCUUUCGGAUCAGUCUACGAGCCACGUGAAUCUGGCACUAUGGGAGGUAAUGGUGGUACCGGUGGUUCAUUCAUACGACUGGAGUCAGAAGACAUACGUAUUGAUGGUAGUUUGUUAGCUGACGGUAACUCUGCGUCUUCAUCCAGUGGUGGUGGUGGCAGUGGUGGUAGCAUCUGGAUUACUGCUAACGGAAAGUUUAGUGGGACAGGCUUGGUGUCUGCCAGUGGUGGAGCUGGUGGGUCACAGAGCUGUGGAAGCGGAGGUGGUGGUCGCAUUGCUGUGUAUACUGAUUCCACUGAACGCUUUGUCGGUCAGUUCAAUGCUGCUGGAGGAAGUGGUCAGUCCACUGGAUCUGGAGGUCCUGGCUCCAUCUAUUUCCAGGAACAGAGAGUCGGGGAAUCAUUUGAAAGGCUUGUUGUUGACAACAGAAAUACACAAACACAGCUUUAUUUCACUCUGAAUGAGACUUGGCAAGAUGGUUCCAUUGAUGAGAUUGAUCUGAGUGACAAUGUCAUGUUUCAACUCACACCUGACGGCUCAAGUCAAAUCUUUGACAUGCGGAAAGUUGUUGGUGAUGGUUCUGCACUGGUUCAUAUUCAUGCAAAUCAAACAGUUUUGUUUGAAAGAAAAUUGGAGGUGAAUGAUUCCAUUGGAAAGACCUUUGUGAAUAUCCGAAUUGAUCAUGAAGGGGAAGCCAUCAUGUCAUCCAGAACACAGAUAGUCGGAAAGGGAACAUCACAUAUAGCUCUCGAUCUCUACGGAAGGUUGAUUGGGGUACAAGAUCUUGUACUUGCAGACGACCGGACAAUGAGGGUGUAUCCAACAGCUGAUGCAGUUGCUCUUGUUGGAGAUGAGAAUGGGGAACCAGGAAAAUUCACAUUUGCUUCAAUGGAGCUGGCGAGUGGAAGUCGAUGGGAGUUUGUUGAGAACAUGGGAGCUCACCUGACUGUUGGAACCAUGGAUGUCAAAUUUGGAGCAGGAGUCUGGGCAGACUACUUCAUCAUAACAGCAUUUGAUCUCGAUGUUGAGGUCGGAGCUCUUCUCUCGUGUCGGGGCAAUGAUCGAGAUGCUUCUUCUGAUGUGGAUCAGGCAAUUGGGAGUGGCAGUACAAUAGGUGCAGAGGACUCUGGUGCUGGUCAUGGAAGUUUCGGAGGAGUUGGCUACUCACAUAGAGCAGAAGGAGGUAAACCUUAUGGAUCGCUGUACUACCCACAAGAAAAAGGAAGUAGGGGAUCACUUACUGGAGGACGCGGUGGAGGUACUGUUUAUAUCCUCUCUGCUGAGCUGAUUCUUGAUGGAGAAUUAUCAGCAAGUGCUGAAGAUGGCAUGAGCAGUGGCAGAAGUGGUGGCAGCGGUGGGAGUGUUUUGAUUCAGACAACAUGGUUUGAAGGUUUUGGUGUGCUGUCGGCAAACGGUGGGGAUGGUUCAGGGUAUGGAGGUGGUGGAUCAGGUGGACGCAUUGCUGUUUAUACAAAUACAACCAACGCAUAUGGGGGAUUGUAUUCAACUCUUGGAGGCGAUGGAUACAGGGAAUCAUCUGUUCCUACUGGAGGUGGAAGUGGGACUGUCUUUCUUCAGGAGUUGAGGAAUGGUAUUCCAUUCAAGAGGCUGUUUAUCGACAAUCAGAACAGAAGAGUCACUCAGUAUGUUGCUCUAAAUGAAACAGACACUCGAUAUGAGUUUGAUGAGAUACAUCUACCAAGAAAGUCAUCCCUUCAUAUUGCUGAGGGUGUUUCAGAUGCUCAUUUGGUGAUACACAAAGUCAUUGGGGAUAGAACUGGGCUGCUACAUGCUCAUAAUAUGCAUCAUUUCAUGAUUGAGGUAGUUGAAAGCAUACCUACUGUGACCAAAGCUCCAGUGAACUACAUCAUCGAUGAUGGAGCUGAGAUUGUUUUUCCUUCGACCCUGUAUGUAGUAGGUACUGGUGUCCCUACGGAAAAUUCUGAUGUUGCUUCUUUGGAGUAUGAUGGGCGAUUGACAAAUGUGGCAAAUUUGAUUGUCAAUCAGGGAGCCACUGUCCAAGUAAGACCAAAUGCUCACACAGCCAUCAUGGAAAAUGACACGUAUGUGUCAAUUGGCGACCCAGGUAUCUUUGAAUUUGGUAGUCUCUUGCUUCUUACAGAGUCCACGUUGAAUUUCGCCCCUGACAUGGGUAUGAUAUUCUCUACAAGUGAGCUUCAUGCCAGAUAUGUCUCCACUAUCUCUGCAGAGCACAUUGAGAUACAGUCUUCAAACUUAAACAUUGAGGAGGGGGCUACUCUAACUUCCUCAGCAUCUGAUCGACCUGAUGAUGCAGUAUCAGAAGGAAAAGGACAAGGAAGCUCAGCGUCUGGAAAUAGUGGUGGUGGGGGAGGAGGGCAUGCCAAUAGAGGUGGCGUUGGGUGUGACUCGUCGGCUAAUCCAACUGCACCUGGUGGGGUGUACUAUGGUAGUCUGUACAACGCAACAGAAAGAGGGAGUGAUGGAGGUUCUGGACCAACAAUGCAGGGAGGAAAAGGGGCAGGGUAUAUUAAACUCAAAAUAGCUGGUCGCAUACAGCUGGAUGGUGACAUCAAAGCAGAUGCAUCUACAGCUUCAGCUGGGUCUGGUGGAGGUGGUGGAAGUGGUGGCUCAAUCAGGAUAGAGACUGAGGAACUAGACGGUCAUGGUCUUGUGUCAGCACAAGGAGGUGACGGAGACGGCUCCAGAUCUGGAGGUGGCUCUGGAGGUCGUGUAGCUGUCUUCAUAGAGGGGCUUAAUAACUUUGAAGGAUCUUACAUUGUCAGUGGAGGCUCGGGAGGAAGCGGACAACCAAGACCACAUGGCGAGCCAGGGUCUAUAUACCUCCAGGAGCUUCGUAUGGGUAGACCCUAUGACAAAGUCUUCAUCGACAACUCUGAUAGAUCCUGGGAUCACUACUUCACCUUUGACGAAGAUGACAUGGAUAACUAUGCAUUCGAUGAGAUACAUAUGACAAGAAUGGCCACGCUUCAAAUGCCAGAUGAUCUCAGAAAGAAAAGUUUUACUGUUAAGACACUUGUAGGAGACCUUACUGGUCUACUUCACAUGCAUGCAAACCAUACAUACAUCAUCGACGUUGAGGAAAACAGCAAAACUACCAUCAAAGCUGAGGUUAAUCUGCGCAUUGAUCCUGAUGCCAUCGCUGCCAUGGCAACAACUGUUGACAUCAUUGGUAGAGGGGACCCUGCCCUAUUGUGGAACGGGCAGCUCCUUGGUGUGAGACACCUACGGGUUGCAUAUGAGCGGACAGUGGAGAUUGGUUCUGAGGCACACACAGCUCUGAUGGUCGAUGGGUCUUAUGAAUACAUCGACGACCCGGGAACAUUCAGAUUUGCAAGUCUGGAAUUUGGCGCCCAGUCAUCGGUAGCGUUUCCUCCGCCACUUGGAAUUUCCUUCAACGUGGGAUUUCUAGACAUGAAAUGGAGUUCAUAUUUCAGUGCGGAGUACUUUGAGAUUUUUGCCACGGAUUACUUCCUUGAGCCAGAUGCUGAAUUGAUGUGUUCAGGGAGAGGUCCAGAUGAGGAUGGGCCUGGGACAGGAGCAAGUGGCACAGGGGCAGGUCAUGCCACUGUGGGGGGAGAUGCACCUGCUGGAACACCUGGUGGAACUGUGUAUGGCUCCCUCUAUGAACCGAUUGCUGGAGGCAGUCGUGGUGGGUCAGCCUCCAAUGGUAGUCCAGGCCCUCGGGGCGGUGGCAAGAUCCGUAUCAUUGUGGGUGCAAUCUUGAAUCUUGAUGGACAGAUUUUGACUGAUGGUCUGACCGGGGCGAGUGGAGCUGGAGGAGGAAGUGGUGGUGCAGUGUGGGUGACAGCAGGUCACCUCAGGGGUCACGGUGAGAUAUCUUCAUCCGGUGGACAGGGGCAUCUUACCUCUGGUGGAGGAGCAGGUGGACGAAUUGCAAUCCAUAUCGUGGAGACAGAUGAAUACCGGGGUGCUUUAACUGCCCUUGGAGCAGGUGGCACUAGCGCGGGGAACUACGGUGGGACAGGAACGGUGUUUGUGGAACAGCCGCUGAAUGGGACGUGGUUUACAAGACUCUAUUUGGACAAUCAAAAUGCCGAUCCGCCUAAACCUUUCGUUCUCACGGAACGAAAUCCAAGAACGGUUAGGGAAGAGGGGACAGAGCAUAAUUUCGCUUCCUAUGGGUUUGAUGAGCUGAUGUUACAGCGAAAGAUGGUUUUCCAGAUUGCUGCAAGCAACAGCACACCCAUACCGUCCGUAUCAUGUCAAACAGUCCUUGGUGAUUCGUCAAGUCUUCUGCACGUCCAACCCAACCAGACUUUCUACAUUGAAUACUCCCAGUCUGAUGACCGGCGCUCCGUCCCACCAGUGAACUUCCGCAUAGAGCAAGACGGGGAAAUAUACCUCCCCGCAGAUUUCCGAGUGAUCGGAGAGGACGAUCCACCGUUUGAUCUCGAUGGACGCAUGAGUGGCGUUUAUAAUUUCACAGCAGCGGAUGGAAAAGAGAUCGUCGUCGGACCUCAUGCUAUGAAUGCCCAGGUCAAUAAUGGGUCGUAUGUGGAUGAGCCGAAGCAAGGUGUUCUGAAACUCGGAGUGCUAAGAUUGGAAGCCCAGUCUGUCCUGACCUACCCUUACCACAUGCAGCUUGACGUCAAUGACAUCAUGAUGCGCUACAAGUCCAGGAUCUCAGCCGAGUCUGUCAACAUCCAAGCAACAAAUGUCCACAUAGAGGGUGAAGCAGUGAUUGACACCAGGGGGCGUGGUCCUGUGGCCGAGACUGGUGAAGGGACAGGGACUCGGCUAGAUGGGUCGUCAGUGGGUACUGGAGGAGGUCAUGGUGGUUAUGGUGGAGGUGCUGACAUGCUGAACUACACUUCAGGCAUUCCCUAUGGCUCCUACACUAACUCAUUUCAUACUGGAAGUGGAGGCGGAGGUCUGACAGGUGGCCAGGGUGGCAGUGUAAUCACUCUUCAUGUCGGUCACUCAUUCCACCUGGAUGGGUACCUUCAAAAUAUGGGAGGAGACGCCAGUGGAGGACAUGGUGGUGGAGGUAGUGGCGGCAGUGUUUACAUCACAACAGUCUUGUUUUCUGGACAUGGUGGGAUAUCUGUAGAUGGUGGCAGUGGGUACGGAGAAGGGUUCGGUGGCGCUGGGGGUAGAAUUGCCGUGCAUGUGUCUUGGCUGAGAGAAUACGAAGGUGACUUGACAGCUUACGGUGGGUUGGGUGGCAGCUCACGUCCAAGCAGCAACCCUGGGAAUGCAGCUGGCGGUACGGUGUACUACACGGACACAAACCUGGGCCUGAGGUUCCGCAAGGCCAGUUUUGAUUCACAGAAUGCGACGUUGUGGAUUGACGGGUUCACAAAGCUGUACCUCGACAAUCAGAACAGGAACGAGGUGCUGUCGACCGUAAUUGAAAACGACAAUGGAACUGUGUUUGAAGUUGACGAGAUUGAGAUCCACAACCAUGUCGUCUUGUGGCUGCAUGGGGUGAACUCUGAACUAAUAGCUCAUAAGUUUGUCGGCGAUCGCACUGGGCAGCUACACUUGAGAUUCAAGCAGAAAAUGUACUGUGAGGUUGUCGAAUCUCAGAGGGGAUUCACAAUCGCGCCUGUUAGCUACCGUGUGGACAGUGGCACAGAGAUUGUCUUUCCAUCAACUCUCUUCCUACUUGGGACAAGAACUCGUUUUGAAGGCCUUAUAACUGGAGUGUACAACCUAUUCGUUGCUGAAGGCUCAGUCGCUACCUUCACAUCAACAACCAGGACAGCCCUCCUCGCUAACGGCACUUACGACCUCAUCACACAACCAGGAAAUAUUAGUUUCAGCCAGAUUACCGUGCAGAGACAAUCUCUCCUCGAGUUCCGUGAAAACAAAGAUGACUUGACCAUAACAUCCAGUAGACUGACAAUAAAGUUCAACGGCCUUGUCAACAUGAAUCGAGGAUCCAUUGAAACCGGGGAUUCUACAAUUGAGAGUGAAGGUGUCUUAAAUCUUGAUUUCACAGGAAACGCUGCAGAGAGUGGUCCAGGCAGUGGAUGGACGUCCGAAGAAGGACUUGGUUUUGGUGCUGGUCACGGUGGCUAUGGAGGAGCCCCUGAACCUAUCACUGGUGGAGAACCGUACGGAUCCCUCUAUGAGCCAUUGCACAGUGGCAGUGGUGGUGGCAAUGGUGGAGGGGUCGGAGGCAGUGGCGGAGGAGAGCUGCACUGGCAGAAUGGAGCUCUAAUUACUAUCGAUGGGUUUGUGUACCUCAGGGGUCAGGAUGGAACAGGUGGCAGCGCAGGCGGUGGCAGCGGUGGGAGUGUCCUCUUUGAGACAACAGACUUUGCUGGACAUGGUGAGAUCAAUGUGAACGGUGGCAAUGCAGCAGAGCCAACUAAUGGUCACCAUGGUUUGGGAUUUGGUGGUUCAGGUGGUAGGAUCGGGAUUCACGCUCGCUAUCACUACAAGUUUGCAGGUAGAUUAAGAGCUUUUGGUGGACAUGGGAUAUUGACAAAUUUCGGUGCGGCAGGGACCGUUUACAAAGAAGAAACCGAGCGAGGGCCACAGUAUGCUGAACUUAAAUACAACCCUGAUACAAAUGUGACGUCGGUUGUUGGAGAGCACCGUUAUUUGUUUGUUGAUAACAACGAUCAGCAUGUCCCUUGGAUUUUCACAAUGCUCAUGGAGGGUGAGAGUGACAACUACGAGCUAGAUGAAGCACAUAUCACUCGCCAUGCCAAUAUUCGCCUCUACCAUCCUCUCAAAUCAUCCAAUGUGACUGUGGUUGUCCAUAAGUUCCUUGGAGACCGCACUGGCUUGUUUCAUCUGAGGGAGAACCAAAUCAUAUACGUUGAAGUUGUUGAAUCUCAGACUAAUGAGACUUUUGCUCCUUGUAGUUAUCAAAUCGAUGAAGGAGCAGAGAUUGUCUUUCCUGCCUCGGUUGAUAUCAUCGGAACAAGAUCUUGGUUAGCUGGAAGAAUAACAGGUGUGCACCAUCUUGUUAUUGCUGGAGGAGGCGAUGUUAUAUUUUUCUCCACAGCUCAGACAGCAUUGGUGGAAAAUCAGGAAUACAUUCAUAUCACGGCGAAGGGGAACUUCAGCUUCGCAACUCUCACUGUGGAACGUAACUCUGUUGCCGAGUUCCAGCGAAUAACGCAUCCUAUGAGUAUUGUUGUGAACGAGUUUCGGGUGAAAUAUCAAGGAGCUCUUAUUAUGGAUGAGGUGGAAAUCGACUCUGCAGAUGCCUGGAUUGAAAGCCAGGGCGUGUUCCACAUGGAUGCAAGGGGUUUCACUGGAGAGGCUGGACCAGGGAAAGGUUUAACAACUGACGACGGGAUUGGAAUGGGUGCUGGUCAUGGUGGCCAGGGCGGUGGACCUCCACCAUAUGGUGGUGUGCCAUAUGACUCUGUGUAUAGCCCUCGUGUGAAAGGCAGUGGCGGCGGAAAUGGAACAGGGAUGGGUGGUCCUGGUGGUGGUCUCCUAUGGUGGAAAAUCGGUCAAAAACUGGAACUGAAUGGAGAGCUUCGUCUGAGAGGUGGUGACGGAGUUGGAGGAAAUGCAGGAGGUGGAAGCGGAGGCUCAGCCUUGAUUGAGUUAACCAAUAUGACUGGGCAUGGUGUGAUUGAUAUCAUUGGAGGCCAGGGUGUUGAUAAGGGAGGUGGUGGAUCAGGUGGUAAAGUAGGCAUUCAUUGUCGCUGGCGAUACCAGUACGGUGGACAGUUCCUGGACUAUGGUGGUGGUGGAGGCAAUGGAUAUGGAAAUUCCCAUGGAGGUUCUGCUGGCACAGUCUAUAAAGAGGAAAACUUACGGGAGUUAGAGUAUAGGCAUAAGAAGUAUGAUAAAGUUCACAACACAACAUUCCUGGAUGUAGAUCACAAGUAUGUGCACAUUGACAACAAUGGACGUCCUGUUCCACCAGCUACCUUGAUUUUAGAAGAAAACACCAUCCAGUAUGAACUUGAUGAGAUGGAGCUCAGUGGAGCUGCAAGGCUGCUGUUGUAUCAUCCAGACAAUGCAACCAAAGUAAACCUGACUGUGCAUAGAUUUAUUGGGGACAAGACUGGCCAACUGCAUGUUAGUGUUAACCAGACGGCUUUCAUAGAGGUUGUAGAGUCUGUUACCAACAGGACUGAAGCACCCUGUAGCUUCAUCGUCGAUGAUGGGGCCGAGAUAGUCUUCCCUGCAGAGCUUCACAUUCAUGGCUCAAACAGCACUCUUGGUGGUUUGAUAGUGGGCGUUCACCACCUAUACAUUGAAGACGAUGCUUGGGUUGAGUUUCACUCAACAGCACAAACCGGUCGAAUGGAAAACCGCAUCUAUGUGGAUGUUACGCCACCUGGGAACUUCUCAUUUGGAACAGUUACAAUCAAGAGAGGUGGUCUGGCAGGCUUCAGACGUGUAACUAGUACAAUGAGUUUGGAGUCAAGUGAGCUUCGAGUGGAAUACCAAGGUGCUCUUUAUCUAAAUCGUGGUGAGGUUCACUCAACAUAUGCCUGGAUCGAAAGUGAAGGUGUCUUCCACAUGGAUGGUCAUGGCUUCCCAGCAGAAGAAGGUCAAGGAGCAGGGAAAACAGUAUCUGGGGUUGGUUAUGGAGGGGCACAUGGAGGAGAAGGAGGAGGCAAGAACACAACUCUUGUCAGUCAACCAUAUGGAUCUGUUGUAACAGGCCUUGAGCUUGGAAGUGGUGGAGGAAACGGCCAAGGAAUCGGAGGCAGUGGUGGUGGAUUGCUUCAUUGGAAAAUCAGUCAUCAUUUGGAACUAAAUGGCUUGCUGUCAGCGAAAGGAUCCCCUGGAAUCGGUGGACAUGCGGGUGGAGGGAGCGGCGGGAGCGUGUUCCUUGAAACGACUAAUAUCACAGGUCAUGGAGAAAUGAAUGUCCGAGGUGGAGAUGGUGUUGGGGAAGGAGGUGGCGGUUCUGGUGGAAGAGCUGCUGUGCAUUGUCGCUGGCGCUACACAUACGGAGGGAAGUAUACUGAUCGAGGUGGGAGUGGUGAGGGAAGCUACCUCUUAGACCAUGGUGCAGCAGCAGGGACAGUUUAUGUUGAAGAAAACCUUCGCCCUCUGGAGUAUCGCAUCAGGAAAUAUCAAAAGUCAACCAAUACAACCCUCCUUGAUGUUGACCACAAGUACUUGCACAUAGACAACGAGGGUUUGUUUGUUCCAACCGCCACAGUGGUUAUUGAAGGUGAUACUAACUCAUUUGAGUUCAAUGAGAUGGAACUGACAGGAGCUUCCAGAUUGCUCAUCUACCACCCUCCUAUGCAUCAACACGUGAAUGUAACAGUGCACCGUUUCGUCGGGGACAAGACCGGGCAGUUGCAUCUGAGAGGAGAUCAGGCUGUGUACGUGGAGGUGCUUGAAUCACUGACAAAUAGAACCGAAGCUCCUUGCAGUUAUCUAAUUGACUAUGGGUCGGAGAUUGUCUUGCCAUCAGAGGUGCACAUGCAUGGAACAAGAACAGAGCUUCAUGGGCGUGUAACAGGCAUCCAUAAACUGUACAUUGAGGACGAAGGGGAUGUAAUCUGUUCAUCGACAUCGCAAACGGCUCUGGUGGAAAACCGGGAGUAUGUACAUAUUUCUGAAGAAGGGAACUUUUCAGUUCCGGAGCUUUUCGUAAAACAUGGAGGAGCUAUCACUUUCCAAAGAGUUCUCACCGAUGUCAUCCUCAAUGUGGAUUUCCUUGAAAUCAAAUAUCGGGGAACACUGCUGAUGAAUCAUGGAUUAAUCGAAUCUGACCAUGCCGACUUGGAAAGCGAAGGUAACUUAUUGCUGGACGGAGAAGGUCACGGCAGUAAUCAAGGACCUGGGGCAGGUCAAAUGUCAUCUGAUGGCUUCGGCACUGGUGGCAGUCAUGGAGGAGAAGGAGGUUAUAUGGGCGAGAACAGAACAGGUGUAACGUAUGGAUCUGUAUACACUCCUCUUCAGCAGGGCAGUGGUGGGGGUAGUAGCACCUAUGGCCCAGGAGCUGCUGGAGGUGGAUUGCUCCAUUGGGUAGUCGGAAAGCUAGUGCACAUUAAUGGCUACAUAUCAGCAAGUGGCCAGAACAGUCCAAACAAGAAUGUAGGUGGUGGCAGCGGUGGGAGCAUUCUUCUGGAAGCUACAAAUCUCACUGGUCAUGGAGAGAUUCAUGCAAAUGGUGGGGAAGGAUUGGAAGGCGGUGCAGGUGGUGGUGGUGGGAGGAUAGGCAUCCACAUCAGACACCAGAAUAACUAUGGUGGACUUUUCGUUGCAAAAGGAGGUGCAUGUGGAAACACACACCAGGAACCAUCCAAGGGAAAUGGGGCAGCUGGAACGGUUUAUAAGUAUGAGUCGCGCCGCGGACCCCAGUACAGAGAGCUGAAAUAUUCAGCAAGAAAUGUCUCAGAGUUCAAACCUGACCACUCGAAAUUAAAGAUUGACAACCACAAAAUUGAGGUCGACCAUCCGGCUGUUGUGAUGGAGGAAGGAACGGUCUUCUACCAGUUUGACGAGGUGCAGAUUGAGGGUCACUCCUACCUACACUUUUACCAUCCAAAAGAAGCACGCAAUGUCACUGUUGUGGUCCAUGAGCUCACCGGAAAUAAACGGGGACUGAUCCGUGUGCAGAAACGACAGCGCCUGUUUGUCCACAUCGUAGAGUCAACUCACACUUACCUUGAUGCUCCGUGUGGUUUCCAUGUUGACUGGGGAGGUGAGAUUGUUCUACCUACCACAGUGAUAGCUCGCACGGAGCGGAUCAUCAUAGAAGGACGACUGACGGGUGUUGAAGAGCUCAUUUUGGAACGCAGCAGUGAAAUUAAGUUUAAGGGCAAGGCUCAUACAGCCAUGCUAGCAGAUGAGUCACAGUGGUUCACCGACAAACCCUACAAUGAUCACACCCCAGGUCUUCUGACUGUUCCGUCCCUCUCAGUCAGCAACGCUGGAGUACUGACCCUGUCCAUGGAUCCAACAAUCCCAGUCUUAAACAUCGGAGAACUGAUCGUUAAGAACGGCGGUCAGCUGGUUCUGCAAACUCAGAAGGUAACAGUUGAUGCUGGAACGGUGACAGUGGAAUCGGGUGGAGUUGUGAUGAGUGAUGGAAGUGGAUAUGGGGCUCAAGAGGGACCUGGUGCUGGGAGAAGUGGUACCAAAGGAUCCUCUGGUGGUGGGCAUGGAUCACAAGGUGGUGUUGGUGGCGGUGCAGCUGGUGGCGUGGCAUAUGGCUCCCUCUAUUUCCCACAAGACAUUGGGAGCGGUGGAGGCGGACCUGAGGGUGGAGCUGGAGGAGGAAUGCUUCACAUCAAAGCAGGACAGGAAAUCAUCUGUAAUGGUCGUAUAUCAGCCGACGGACUACCAGGGAUCUACAUCUACCAAUCAUAUCGAGGCAGUGGCAGUGGAGGAAGUCUUGUGAUUGAUGCAGCCAAUCUCAUUGGUCAUGGGACAAUCCACUGUGAUGGGGGGUCUGCCUAUACUGCUAGUGGAUAUGCUAAUGGCGGCGGGAGUGGUGGUCGCAUUGCACUCUACCUCACCAACCUAUACUGCUUCCGAGGCUCAAUGUAUGCCCUUGGUGGAACAGGAGCCACCCAUGGUGGGCCCGGUACUGUGUACAAACGCAUCACACUAGGCGAUACCUCUGAGCAUUUCCUAGAGAUUGAUAACUCUAAUCACCCAUCUGGAGACGGUUGUGAUUUGCCGGUGGUGUUGGAUGAAGCCGGGGACCAAGAGUAUGUUUUCAACGGAGUCAUUCUGAAGAGGAAAGCAUGUGUUACACUAGCACAGACAACAACAUUAACCUACAACUUGACAAUCGAACAUAUGUCUGGAGAUAAAUCCGGCGUCGUUCAUAUUCAAAACCAUCACAAUGUGUACUUUGAACCCCAACAGCAGAGAUCAAGGGCACCUGUUAAUAUAAUCAUUGAAUCUGAAGGCACUUGUAUCCUACCAUCGAAAUUCGUCAUUGUUGCAAAGGUGUAUGUAAGAGGUGCUCUGUAUGGUUUGGAGAAUGCUGUUGUUGAUGGACAGUUGUUUCUGUAUAGAAGUGGAUACUUUGCAUGCAUGAAUUGCACUAUAGGCAGUGAGGAAAGGGGUAAUUACUGGCUGGGCCAACUGACUGUACGCAGAAAUGGACUCCUGUACAUUGUUACCAGCGGAGUGCGUAAUUUGAAUGACGGUGCCACUCGGCUUGUGCUGGCAGAGAGAUUGGAUGUUGACUACAGUGGGACUGUUCAUGUGAACGAUGCGCUUGUGGUGUUUUCCCAAGAUAUGAAGGUUGAAAAAAGUGGUGAGAUAAAGGGAGAUGGGUCGGGAUACGGAGCGGCAAGUGGUCCUGGGGCAGGGUUUACUGGCAAAGGAGGAGCUGGUGCCGGGUAUGGUGGUCGAGGAGGUGGAACAAACGAUUACUCACACGGAGGUGCAGUGUAUGGAAGCCAGUGUCUGCCUACACAUGUCGGCAGUGGGGGUGGAAAUUGUGAUCACGGGCGUGCUGGGGGUAAAGGAGGUGGUGCUAUACAGCUUGUUUCCAGUAGACUCUUGAUCAUGGAGGGUCAGAUUCAUGUUCAGGGCUUGCCCAACAAUGAGGCAGGUGCAGGUGGUGGCAGCGGGGGAUCACUUUGGAUGGAUGGCCUGUUUGUUGAAGGAUGGGGAUACAUGAAUGCCGAUGGUGGAGCUGCUUCUCAUCAUAAUUAUGGAUAUUUGUAUACUCAUUAUGGAGGUGGUGGAGGAGGUGGCCGGGUCAGAACCUUCUCACCAAACAAACCGCAUGCAGUGGUCAUUGGACAGCGUAGAGCCGCUGGUGGUUCUUCUUCAUCCUCCUUUGUCGGUCAAGCAGGGACAUUAUGCGUCUCUGGAGAGCUCUGUAGUGGACACGGGAUGUGGUUAAAUGACACCGAGAUGUGCGACUGUGAGGAUGGCUUUGUUGGUAGCAACUGCCAGGUCCCUUGUUCUGCAGAUACAACUUGCAAUGGUCAAGGGACUUGUGCUGACUUCGGUGGGUGUGACUGCUUCCAGGGCUUUGUGGGGUAUCGCUGUGAGCAUCAGUGCGACCGAAACACCACCUGCAGCGGCAGUGGUGAAUGUACCCCGCAUGGCGAUUGCAUCUGCGACCUGUGUCACCACGAGUUGGACUGCUCAGAGAUGUGCAAUGGGAACGGGACUUGCAGUGCUGGUGUUUGUGAGUGUGACUCGUGUUACAUUGGUGAGCACUGCCAUUCCUUAUGUAACCAUCACGGCGUGUGCAGUGCAAAUGGGACGUGUGAGUGUGAGGAGAGUUGGCGAGGGGAUUUCUGCACAGUUGCUGGCUGUCCAGGUGAGGAUGAGGACUGUUCAGGUAACGGGAUAUGCAAUGCCGCUGUCCACCAGUGUUACUGUGAGCCAUGGUGGAAGGGCCCAGGUUGCUCCCUGCCUGAUUGUCCAGGAGAACCAAACUGUUUUGACAGGGGAAUUUGUAACACAACCUUCCUACCCCCAGAGUGCAAAAAUUGUUCAGAUGGCUGGAUGGGUGCAGAUUGUAACGAGACAUGUUUACAUGGAGAUCAGAUUCCAAUGGAUAGUGGGAUUUGUGUGUGCGACCCCUGCUGGUCUGCGAAGGGGUGCAAUAUUGAAUGCACUGGACAUGGUGUGUGUGGUUCAGACAAUGUCACCUGUGACUGUGAUCCAUUUGAGGGAUGGCGAGGAGAGGUCUGUGAGAUACCAGGUUGUCCUGGAUUUGGGGAAGACUGCACCGGACAUGGUGACUGUAACAGCGCAACCCAUGAGUGCACUUGCUUUCCUGGUUGGACUGGCCUGGCUUGUCACAUCCCAGACUGCCCAGGUGAACCUGAUUGUUCAGAUCGCGGGUUUUGUAAUGCCACCUUUGACACUCCGAUUUGCCUGAACUGCUCACUUGGUUGGAUGGGUCCAGCAUGUGCUGACCCCUGCGUAAAUGGCGUUCAGGAACCCAUGGACAGUGGCUAUUGCAACUGUUCAGCAGGAUGGAGUGGUGUUGGAUGUGACUCGGAGUGCUCGGAGCAUGGAGUGAUUGUCGACAGCGCUUGCAUAUGUGACUAUGCUACUGGCUGGAAGGGUGAGCUGUGUGACAUACCGGGAUGUCCUGGUAAAUAUAAUCUCGACUGCUCUGGGCGGGGAGAUUGCGACAGCUCCUUGCAUAAAUGCACCUGCAAUGAAGGCUGGAUGGAUUUGGGAUGUGAGAUUCCUGACUGCCCUGGGAGCCCUGACUGUGCCAACCGUGGACAUUGCAAUGAGACCUUUGAUCCACCAGUCUGCACAAACUGCAGUAAAGGAUGGAUGGGACCUGCUUGUGAAGACCCCUGCGUCAAUGGCGAACAGUCACCGAUGGACAGUGGCUUCUGCAACUGCACCAGAGGAUGGGCUGGAGUCGGCUGUGAUGCAGAGUGCUCCUUGCAUGGUAAAAUAAUCAAUGGUGUUUGUGAUUGUGACCCAAUCUGGACCGGUGACCUCUGCGAUAUUCCUACUUGCCCAGGCCUUUACGACCUCCCUUGUAGUGGAAGAGGGGAGUGCAACAGUGCUACACAUGAAUGUACAUGCACGAGUGGCUGGACUGGAGAAGGAUGUGAACUUCCAGAUUGCCCGGGUCGGCCUGAUUGCUUUGAGCGUGGCUACUGCAAUGAGACGUAUGAUCCACCACUCUGUACUGACUGUAUUAAAGGCUGGAUGGGAGUAGACUGUAAUGAACCAUGUGUACAAGGCAUCCAGGAGCCGAUGGAUAGUGGGGUGUGUGUCUGCGAGCCAUGCUACUCUGGAAAGGGCUGCGAUAGUGAAUGCACGGGCCACGGAAAAUGCCAAGACGACCAAUGUGUAUGUGAUCCUGGUUGGCACGAAGUAGUGUGCCAGAGACCCGGGUGUCCUGGGGUGGGUGUGGACUGCACAGGUCAUGGUGAUUGUAACAGCGCCUUGCAUCUUUGCUUCUGCUUCCCUGGAUGGAGCGGUGAUGGUUGUGAUGUGCCAGACUGUCCUGGUGAGCCGGAUUGCUCAGGACGUGGCUUCUGCAACUCGACUGAUCGCGAGACUCCGGUUUGCACCGACUGCAUCUACGGAUGGAUGGGACCGGAAUGUGACAAUCCAUGUUCACAUGGGGUCCAAGUUCCGAAGGACAGCGGCUUCUGCGAGUGUGAACCGUGCUGGACAGGUGCAGGAUGCAACAGUGAAUGUUCCGGAAAUGGAGUCUGUGACGAGACAGGUCAGCACUGCCUGUGCUUUAAUAAUGAAAAUGAGGCAUACUUGGGUGAAAAGUGUGAAACUGUUGGCUGUCCUGGUGUUGAUGGUGCCUGUAACCUGAAAGGAACAUGCAACACUGUCACUCAGGAAUGUACCUGCUACCCAGGUUGGACUGGUUCUGAUUGCACUAUCCCGGACUGUCCUGGAAUUCCAAGCUGCUCAGGACAUGGUGAUUGUGUACAAGAAACACCCAGGCGCUGUCACUGUGAGGCAAAUUGGGCUGGCGAGAUCUGCGAUGUACCCUGCGAGUUCGGCUACAAUUAUGGUGACCAGCGUGGCUGUGUUUGCGACAGCUGCUACACCGGGGUGGGAUGUAGCAAAGUGUGUUCCGACAACGGUGUGUGUGAGAAUGACACUUGCGUAUGCGACUUUGAUUCGGGAUAUCGUGGUGAUGGAUGUCAAACCCCAGGAUGCCCCGGUGUGUCUGUAGACUGUAGCAACCACGGAACCUGCAAUACAGCAACGUUUGACUGUCUGUGUGAUCCAGGAUGGAAAGGGAUUGGAUGUCAUCUGCCGGACUGCCCUGGGAAUCCCGACUGUAAUGGGCACGGCGAUUGCCCCAUCCCACCUGAUGGUGAGGACCCAAAGUGUACUAACUGUGACGAUACUUACAUGGGAGACGGAUGUGAACUUCGCUGCAUCUCGGGCAUGCCACAACAGAUCAACGGCACCUGGGAGUGCAUAUGCGAACCAUGCUACGCAGGGCUGGCAUGUGAAAAAUACUGCAACGACAAGAGUACAUUUUGUUUGAAUGGCGUCUGCGACUGCGGUUUCGACGGGUGGCGUGGAGACACAUGCACCUUGCCAGGUUGCCCCGGGUUCGGCGAAGACUGCACUGGUCAUGGAGAAUGCAACCGAGCAAGUGGAAGAUGCUACUGCACUAGUGGCUGGCAGGGUGUUGGUUGUCACGAGCCAGACUGUCCUGGUACCCCGGAUUGCUUUGGAAAAGGAGAUUGUGUCCCUGAGGAACCGGUUCCAGUGUGUCGUCACUGUGAUAACAAAUGGAUUGGAGAAGAUUGCAAUUUCUUCUGCGACAACGGAAGAGAGACCCCACCAAACUCGGGCUUCUGCAAAUGUUAUCCGUGCUACCAUGGCCCGCACUGCGACAUCCUGUGCUCAGAUUUUGGCAAGUGUACCCCAGACGGGUUGUGUUUCUGUGGUUUUGAAGGGGGAAGAGGAGAGUACUGCGACCAACCUGGUUGUCCUGGCUUGUUUAACACCGACUGCUCCGGGCGUGGCACCUGUCUCUUUGAUACGUGUGUCUGUAGAGAAGGAUGGAUCGGGCUGGGUUGUGAGACUCCAGACUGCCCCGGUGAACCAGAUUGCAAUGACCGCGGCAACUGUAUUGAAGUUAUGCCAAUCCCAGAAUGCCGCAGUUGCAUCGCUGGCUGGAUGGGAGAAGCGUGCGAUAUACCAUGCGGACCAGAUCACGGAUACCAGUAUCCAAUGGACAGCGGCGUAUGUUUGUGCACCAGUGGCUGUUGGCACGGGCAAGGCUGCCAGGAAGAAUGCAGCGGAUAUGGCACCUGCGCAAACGAUAAAUGCCAGUGUGGUAACGAUGACGGAUACAAUUCUGGAAAGUGGGGAACCUUCUGUGAGAUUAAAGACUGCCCUGGAGUUGACGAGCCUUGCUCUGGUCAUGGGUUUUGCACGGUGUACUUUAAAUGUUUGUGCGACGAUGGAUGGUUAGGGGACGGGUGUCACAUACCAAACUGUCCUGGUGAACCGGACUGUAACAAAAAUGGCGUCUGCGAUGGGACGGGGGAUAUACCGCUGUGCUUGUGCGAUCGGUUCUGGAUCGGAGACGCCUGUGAGUUGUCUUGCGUCAAUGGAACUGCGCUGAAUGAUGGAAGCUGUGCAUGUGAUCCCUGUUUCAUCGGGCCAGGUUGCGACAGAGAAUGCGGUGGGCAUGGGCUCUGUGGGGAUGAUGUGUGUUUGUGUGACUCUGCAUGGUGGGGUCCACUGUGUACAUUUCAAGGGUGCCCAGGUGUGGGGACAAACUGCACAGGACAUGGACAUUGCAAUGUCUUUGACCAGGAAUGCUACUGCAAGAGCGGAUGGAAAGGUUUAGGUUGUCAGAUACCAGACUGUCCUGGUACACCAGACUGCAGUCAGAGAGGAACAUGCGAUGGAGACAACUUUGACCCGCCCCAGUGCGUCGAUUGCAACCAAGGCUGGAUGGGUGAAGUCUGUGAGAUACCAUGCACCAAUGGUGAGCAAGAUCCACCCAACAGCGCCUUCUGUAAAUGCUACGGCUGUUACACGGGCACCAGCUGUGAUGUUGAAUGUUCAGAGCAUGGAAGUUGUAAUGGAUUCAAUUGCGUCUGUCAGGAAGGAUAUAAAGGUGAAUACUGCGAGCAGCUUGACUGUCCCGGUGAGCCAGAUUGCAGUAACUAUGGAACGUGUGUCCGUCGAGACGGCCGCUCUGUAUGUCUUUGUAAUCCUGGCUUCACUAGCGAUGAUUGCAGCCAGAUAUACUGCGCUGGAGAGCCUGAGUGCAGUAAUAGAGGGAACUGCACCCUUACAAGUUCAUCCCCCCAGUGUGUCUGCUUUCAUGGCUUGGAUGGAGAGUCUUGUGAGCAAUGCCUGCCUCGCUUCGACGGCGACCAAUGUCAAGAAUGCUCCGAGGGUUACAUCGGCUGGAACACCAACUGUGCCAUCCUCUGCCUGAAUGGUUACGCAACGGAGGAAGGGGGAAGCGAGUGCGAAUGCUACGUGGACCCUGAACACGGACACUGGACCGGCGCUAGCUGUGAUGAGUGUAUCGAAGGGUGGUCCUUGCCGGAUUGUCGGUCCUGUCUUGGAGGGUUCGUUGGCUUGGGUCACUGCUUCAGCUGUAUGAGCGGUCAUGGUGGUUACCGCGAUCCAGACGAUGGUGAUGGAGGUAGCGAUAUACUCGUUCCACUCCUAGAGUGUGUGUCACCCGAGGUCAACGGGACGGGUUACAUCGCAUGGUUCGGCUACAGGAACGAGAACCCCCACAAUGUGUACUUGCCGAUCGGUCCGGAUAACCGUUUCGCGGUGUCAUCUAUCGUCCAGGGUAGCGUGGCUGGAGAGAGCUUAGGGCAGCCAACGAAAUUCAAACCUGGAAACCACACUAAUGUUUUCAGUCUGAGACUCUCAACCGCUGAAGACAAAGCAACUUGGUACCUGGCAUACUCCUUGUCCAACAGAAGAUUCCAAGUCGAAGCGUCUGCCAGCUUCCUAAUCCCCUGCACUGGAGACGAGAUUCAGGAAAACGAGAGAAUAAAUGCCAAUGAAACUGAUCCUGGAUAUUGUCAAUGCAACCACGGCUACUGGGGACCAAGCUGUGAAUUUGAAUGCAUCGGUGGAGCUGAAACCCCUUGCUUUGGCAAUGGUGUCUGCGACCCAACCUCCGGAAACUGCACAUGCAAAGCUGGGCUGCAUCAGAGUGAGGACUGCAGGACUUGUGCAGAGGGGUGGAUAGGUGAAGACUGCUCUGUUGGACUUAUCCAGAUACCGAAUGAAAACGAUGGGUAUCAUUAUGGCACAGCAUAUGGCAGGGGACACUUCACUACUUUUGACGGGGCGUCUUACAAGUACUACGGUUCGGGUCAAAACCAGUUGUUUAAGAGCCAUGACGCAGAUGCUCAGGUAAGAAUGGUGCCAUGUGAGUCUGACUCCCAAGCUACGUGCAUCAAUGCUUUUGCAAUAGAGCUUAACCAGGAGAAGGUUGUUACCAUACAUGGGGGUUACACAACUGAGGAAAAUAGUGGGUACGUCUGGAUCGACGGAGAAGAGUUCAAGCCAGGAUUUGGUAUCAAGAUAACUUCAAGAUGUUGGUUGACAAGAGAAGCUCACGACCACUACCAGUUGUACAUACCUGGAGAAUUGUACGUGAAUGUUCACAUCCGAGGGAGGUACUUGGAUGUUAGAGUUGAAAUCACACGUACAUCCUGUCAGUUAAUGCAAGGUUUGUUGGGUGCUUGCAACUCAAAUCAGCUGGACGAUUUCGUUACAAGUGAAGGUCAAGUCCUCAUGGGUGGUGAGAAUGCAACAGUUAUCCUUAACCAGUACAACAUCCACAAUAUCUUUGGACAUAGCUGGAAAGUGGCUUCAAACUCUACCUUAUUCGUCUAUGAAUUCGGACAGUACAAGGAAAUUCAAGAUAUUGAGAACUCAGGAGCAACUUACUGUCUGUUGUUUGAUCACUCAAGUGCAGAGUCGGUUGAGUUGAACACUUUCUCUGACUCGGAUGUGACAUUUGAGUUUGAUCUGAAACUGGCACCAGGUGAAACAGACUGUGGUACAAUCCUGUCUUACGUUCUGAAACAGACUUUUGCUGUUGCGUACUGCGACACGCACUUCAGCAUGCAGUAUGGCACCCAGGCUUAUUCAACCAACUUUGGUAUCUCCAGGGACGUUUGGUACCGAGUUGCCCUAGUCUGGCAGAAGUCUACCAAUUUACUGCAGAUCUACUGUUUUGAUCCUGCUGGUGAUCUUCAGACCCAACUUUUCAACUUCGGGACGCCAGAUGUUCUCUCUCCUGGAGGGAAGCUUGUGCUUGGAUCGUGGUAUCCUCCACCAGGAUUCUCAGGACAGCCUCCCCAGAGUGGCUUUGUCGGUCAGCUUGAUGAAAUAAAGAUCUGGAAAGCAUUAUUCCAGCAGUCAGAGCUCAAGGAAAGAAUUGGAACUGCAGCCAGCACUGAUGUCGCCCAACUUGCCAGUUACUGGAAACUCAACGAGGGUCAGGGGUCGGAAUUUCAUGAUGCUGUGUCCUCGGGUGAUUUCACAAUGCAGGUGAAGCCAUGGAGUGCACCACAAUGGAUGUUUUCUUCGGCGACUGUUAAAAGUGAGCAAAAUGUUAGGGACUUAUAUGCUCUACCAAGUAGUGAUGAUUCAGAUUGGAAGAGAGCAGAAGAAGCUUGUGAAGACUUCAUCAUGUCACCAUCAUUCAGUGAAUGCAGUCGGAUGGGAUUAGCGGACUACUACCACUUGAUGUGUACUCUUGAUUAUGUGCUCAGCAAGAACCCGGACACUGUCAUGGAAGUUGUGCUUGCCUUUGCUGACCAAUGUAAGCAUACAGUAGGUGAGGUAUCGUACCCGGCGAAGCCAUUCUGCAAUGACUUUCCUACAAGAAAGUUUCCACAGUGGAUUGGGGCUGACUGUGGUACAUCUUGUUUAUCAGGGUAUCCAGUGACCAUGCCAGACUUGAACAUCACAUGUAAAUGCUAUCCAGGCUACUGGGGAAAUGAAUGUGCUGAUCAGUGCGACGGUGGAGCUGGUUACCCCUGUGGAGACAAUGGUGUGUGCCUUGAAUCAAAUGGCAUGUGUGAAUGCCCAGUGUACUUAACAACUCAGUCGGACUGCAGCACUUGUGAGGAGGGGUGGUAUGGAAUUGACUGCACCACCACUGGCUCUGAGCAAGCUGCUAUGGGCAAAACUGCUGUGGCAUCAUUUUUUACCUACGGACAUUACUUGAUGUUUGAUGGAACAGCAUACAAUAUGGAAGCCCAAGGAGAGUUCACUUUUUCAAGCACCUCAGAUAUGUCAGUUUAUGUUCGACAAGUUCCUUGUGAAGAGGGUGUUGUGUGCAUCACCAACCUCUGGAUGCGGUUGUACCCAUCGAGUAGACGUAGAAAGCGAGAGGCUUUAAGCGGGCUUGAUUUGAGCUUUAGGGUGCCUUUUGAGCCAGGAACUGACCAUCUUGUUUUUAUUGCUGGAGAGGUGUUGAUCUACGAACAGCCAAUUCGUUUUUCCACAGGGCACACUCUUACCAAGACAUCACCGACUACAUACAUCAUAGCUAAAGAAGGGGCGAGCGAGGUAACCAUACUAAUCCAAGACCGAUACAUCAACUUGCAGCUGGUUGUUCCACAAGACCUUUGCCAAAACACAGAAGGCACUUUCGCUGGAAGCUGCGACAACAACACGGACAACAACUUCCAAGUCGAACCGGACAGCUUUGUUUCACUUGCAAACAUCACAUAUGAUAUCAUCAAUGGACCAUUUGCAGCAUUCUGUACUAUUCCCGUAUCGGAGCUUGCACAGUUUGUAUACGAGUAUGAAGAAUACAAAGAAACCCGUGAAAUCAAACCAUCGGGCAAUGCACUGUUUUUCAAUAGUACAGCUUGCAUCAGUGAGCCUUUUGUAAAUAUCUUUGAGACCGCGUCCGACAUCACCAUAGAAUUCAUCCUUCGAGGGGAAGACCCUACUACCCAAGGAGGUACCCUGGUUUCAUACCUCAGUGAACACUCUUUCGCCAUCACAAAUGAUAAUUCACUCAAGGUGCAUUAUGCUGACGUCAUCUUUGACACAGGAAUCGUAACAGAAACUCAAGAAUGGGGAUUCGUAUCCUUCAUGUAUUACCAUACCCAAGGACACUGCACCCUGUAUUACAUCAACCAUGCUGGAGGCCUGCAGAGCUCAUCAUUUGAAAUCAGCAGCCACAUUUUCAAAACUGGUGGAACACUUGCAUUGGGUCGAUGGCAACCAGGUCGUGACCCUUCUAUGCAACAACCUCCAUUGACAGAGUUUGUCGGUUACAUGGAUGAGUUAAGGAUCUGGGAACGCACCUUUGAUAUACUGACUGUAUGGCAGAGUUCAGCAUUAAAUGCACAGCCUGAUGCACCUGGCCUAGCUGCUUUAUGGAAGAUGUCUGCAGGACAUGGAAUCAUUGUGGAAGAUCUCAUCCACAAAAAUAACCUGUACAUACUUGAAGUAGGGGGUCCUGUUUGGUCACUAGCAGGUGCACCGUUGGAUCCUGCACCGAGCCCCAGUGGUUACGACUUUGUUGGAAAGGUUUACAAUAAGUUCAGUAGUGACAAAGACAGGCUAGCUGCUGAAGAACAAUGCCAGGCGCUGUUUUUAGAAAGUCCCGUUGCUGUGGAAUGUCAAGCUCUUGGGCCAGCACUUGGGGCCUACUUCUACCAGGCCUGCUUAAUGGAUUAUGUUGUCGACAAGGGACUGUCUUCUGCAGCACCAUCAAUUGAAGCAUUCUCAUCGUACUGCAAAGUUGCUCUUAACCUAUCCUCCUACCCACUAGAUAACCUCUGCAAGAACAUCAGUGAUUCCAUCAAGUUUGUUGAACUUGAGUGUGAAAAGAAGGAGUGCGUUUUCGGAACAGUCGAUGCGAACAAAUGCACCUGCGAUGAGGCACACUGGGGGGACACCUGCGCCUUGCCAUGCCCCGGUGGAUUGUCUUCACCUUGUAAUCUACAUGGAAUGUGUGUCCAGGAAACAGGGCUGUGCAGCUGUGAAACCACUUGGUCAGAAGCAAGUAACUGCACCGAGUGCAGAUCAGGAUGGACUGGGUCUGAGUGUUUAACAAGUGAAAUCGACAACGAACCAAAUGCAACAGCGCCAAUUUGUAACAUGUUUGGGCAGGGGCAUCUUGUCAAUUAUGACGGUAUCCAAUUUGACUUCAAAGAGUUUGGUGAGUUUUACAUCACCAAAGACCCAUCAACAGACUUUGCAAUCCAGGUCAGGAUACUCCCUUGUUAUAAUCGGUCCUCCUGUGUUGCAGCCUUUGCUAUACAGUACAACGGAGAGACUAUUGUUGUGAGGACUGAUUAUACAAGAGACAGCCUUGUUCUUCUAUGGCACAAUGAACAGAGAAUCUCAUACAAUGACCUGUCUGUUGGUGUAGGAAAUUUCAUCUUGGAGCAUACGUCAUCAUUGGACUACUCUCUGAAGAGUGGGUCAAGUUUACAUAUCAGGUUCCGGGUCAUCGAACGUUCGCUGAACCUGCUAAUGCUGAUACCCUCAACAUACUGCGACCAAUCAGAGGGCAUCUGUGGCUCAUGUGACGCAAAUUCGAUGAAUGAUAUCACAGAUAUUGAUAACAUCAAGGACAACAACCUUGUACAGCCAAGUGACAGCUUGUUCAUACCAUUAUUCGGGAAAGGUGGACACUAUGAAGAAAGAGACCCAACUGGGGCUGAGUUCUGUCUACAUCUUGACGGUAGCUACCUCUCAUCGGACGUUCUGAAUUAUGUCUUCACUGAAGCAACUGACAUAACCAUCGAGUUCCUGAUCAAAGUCCAGGAUGACCAAGGAAUCAUUCUCUCAUUCAGCACAAUAUCAUCCUUUACCAUCUUCGUCCAUCUUGGAACCAUCCGUGUGUCAAUGGUUGGAGAAAGCUUUGAUACAGCUCUCGUUCCUGAAAUCAAUCUUUGGAAUCAAGUCUCGGUAGUUUGGAAACGCACACUCCACAGGAUAGAGGUAUACCUUGUGGACUCACAUGGUAGCAUUCUCCAAGCAGCAUAUACAUUCAGCACAGGCAUUGAUCUCUUUAUACCAGGUGGUAGGCUGGUAAUUGGGGGAUGGCAGCCAGGUACAGACAACACCUCUCCUCCUCCAGUGUCUAAAUCUCUCAUCUGCAGUUUUGACGAACUAAGGAUCUGGCACAAGGCACUGACUGUAUUUGAUAUCCAGUUCUAUCAAGGCAUGAACAUACAACCAGGACUUAAACAUAUUUUUGGCUUGUGGAAGUUCAAUGAGGGGGAAGGUGAGGUAGUGUUUGAUCUGAUCCAUCAUGCACAUUUUCAUUUCACAACUGAAGCCUGGAUACAACGCUUGCCAACAUGGAGGUUCUCUUACGCCAAGUUACAUCUCCUACCACCACUUUACACCUACGAUUUCCUUGAUGUGGAGUUUCAACUACAUGUCAGAAGCAUAUGCGUGGAAGUUAUUCAAUCAUCGUCACUAACCAGCAAAUGUAGAGCUCUCGACGCCUCAAAUUUUGAGUACUAUCUGGUGUCUUGCAUAAGGGACUAUGGUCUAUCAGGAAGUCAGUAUGCAGCUCUCUCUGCAUCCCUUGCCAUUGCAGAUUUCUGUUCAGUUCGUUUGGAUAUCCCUGAAGACUCAUGGCCAGCAAGGUGGCUCUGUAACUACUUCCAAGGAAUCCCCUUCCCCACCUGGUUCGGACAAUCAUGCGAUAGUCAAUGCUUCUUUCCAAGCAGCAUCAACUCACCAACUGAGCAAUGUCUCUGUUCAGCGGGUUACUGGGGAAGCAGCUGCAACUCCAUAUGUCCAGGCGGAUUUCUGUCAAAAUGCGGAGGCCAUGGAUCCUGCCUACAAGAGUCUGGGCUUUGCCGAUGUGAUACAAACUGGAAUGGUGAUACUGAAUGUGAGACCUGCUCAGCAGGGUGGAAGGGUGAAGACUGCUUCUUACCUGUUAUCGAGAAACCUGCUGUCACAGUCAUCCAUCGCUGCUCUGUCUUCAGCAGCGGCUUUUACACUCUGUUUGACGGGGCAAGUGUGGUAUUCACUGAUAUUGGCGACUACACAUUAUAUGAAAGUGACCAGAUGACUUUGCAGGUUCGGCAAACACCUUGCCAAAACAAGAAGGCAUGUAUCACUGCUAUUGCCCUCAAGGUCGGCGAUGACAUUCUUGUCAUCAAUGCUCCAUCAGCUGUAACAAAUGAACCUCUGGUAAUACUGAACAAUCAAACUAUCACACUUGGCUUGAGUAUAACAUUUGGGCCAUUGGUUCAGUUUGCGCUAGAAAGAGUCGAGCUUGGAAGAUUUGACAUCACUGGUCCGAAUAAUUUCCAUCUUAUUCUCCAUAUGUCGGACAUCUACAUCAACAUUGAACUUGACAUUCAUCAGACAGCGUGUGUAGGAGUCCUAGGUUUAUGUGGCCCCUGUGUUUCAACAGAAGCCCCCUGUACAGCCAACGACAACGAUCCCAUCUGCGCCCUGCGCCAUCUUGGCUUGGCCACUUAUGAAACUCGCUUCACCCUGACUUACUCAUUAACAUACCAAUUUUGUGCGGUGUAUCAACUCCAAACAUCAACAAGCAUACUGUAUGAAGCAUUCCACGGACGUGUCUUUUCAGGUUACCCUGUAGUUUCCUACCCAUCCCCUGCAGGGUUUGGGCUGUUCUUUGAUAACUCAGGCAUCGUGUCAACCCCUAUCCCUGUUAAGAUCCUAACCACAGACCACAUCACCGUGCAGUUCUAUGUUCAGUGUACAGGAAUGGCAACAGGAACUGUACUAUCAUUCACUCAUCAAGCAACAUUUGCUGUGACAAUAUUGGAUGGGAAGUUUCAUCUACAUUAUGGUAGUCUAGUUAUAGACACAGAAAUAUUUGUGGUUGUCGAUGAAUGGCUUCAGAUCUCUUUAGUUUACAAUCAGAUCUCUGGUAGAAUUGAUUUCUACUGUGUGGACACAGCAAGAGUUGUACAAUAUCGGUACUUCAUAGUUGGAACAGGAGUGUUCACACCAGGGUGUACAAUGGGAAUAGGAACCUGGCAGCUACCUAACGAUGGGUCCAGCCUAUCUCCAGGUGGUACAUUUGUUGGCUAUGUCGACACCAUCUGCUUCUGGGGCAGACCCUUCUCACCAACUGAUGUGAUAAAUAGCUGGGGAUCACCUGGACUUCGCUUUGACUCUACGGUGGUCGCACUGUGGCCGCUAGACUUUGGUCUUGGCUCCGUUGGAUAUGAUGUCAUCUCAAAUAUCAAUCUCUUGUUCCCAGUCGACUUCUCUAUCUCUCCCACAUGGUGGUCCUCAAGUGCCCCUGUCGCUCACAUCUCAACUGACCUAGACUUUACCAUAACUGUAACCUUUUCAACCCCAGAGCUCAAAGAUGAAGCAGAAAGACUGUGCACCAAACUGAUCUACUCUGGUCCAAUACAAGAUGCGUGUGGAACCCUCGUAACCAGUGCUCAGUACUACUACAUAGCCUGCUUAACUGAUAUUUCAUCUACAUCCCAGUCACUGAAAUGCAAGGACUCGGUUUUAGCGUUUGCAACUGAAUGCCAAACGGUCUUAGAGUUAGACAACUGGCCAGCACAACUUCUAUGCAAUGAUUUCCGAGAUGAAACAUUCCCAGUCUGGGCCGGACCCAAUUGUACAGAACAGUGUGUCUUUGGUACUUUCACUACCACAUGUGUCUGCUUGUACGGUUAUUGGGGUGCAGAGUGUGACAAAAUCUGUCCAGGUGGGGGACCACAAGACCCUUGCCACGGGAAUGGCGUCUGCGAUGUAGAGAUCGGGACAUGUACCUGCUUUGGCAACUGGAAGGGUGAUGAGGUGUGCGGGACCUGCUCUCCAGGGUGGACCGGAGCCGAUUGUUCCCUGCUUGUCUCAGACUUGCCACCGGGAAGCACUGAAGUCUCUUGCUCCAUGAGGUCAAAGGAAAUUACAAACUUUGCUGGUCUGAGCUUCGAUGUACCGGAUGUUGGGAUCUAUCAACUGACAAAACUUGGAAAUGUUGAAAUUCAGGUUGGUCAGUUGGUUUGCUCACCAGAAUCUGUAUGUCUGAAUGGGCUUGCAGUCUCCUUUUCCGAUUUCAACAUUACCAUCAGACACAAUGCUGCCAAUUACAUAACAGUCGUCCACGUCAACGGGGACGUAACUGUUCCAGACGAGCCGAUCGUCUUGACCGAUGAAGAUGGAGACACUUUCACAUUGAUCAAAACAUCAUCAAAGUCAUACGAGAUCAGAACGAAAAGCCUUAACAUGUAUGUGCAUGUUAACGUCAUGGAGAGGUAUAUAAUCGCUGAUGUUGAGGUACCAACUUCAAAGUGCUGUCUCAGUCCUGUUCUGGGUUUGUGCGGACCAUGCCAAGGGUGUGGCAAUGAUUCACCCUCAGAAGAAUCUGUUAUUCCAGAGCCCACUGAUGGACGAGAUGACAUAAGGCUUAAAAUACAACGAGUUCAAGUCAAUGACGGCACAGCAGGCAUUUUCAAUAGUGAUGGGACAAGCUACCCAACCAACCCAUAUGCUGGGUACUGCCUCGCAUUUAGAGACUCAGCUGUCAUCCUAGAAGAAGUGCACCUAUCGCAAACACAGUACACUUGCGUGGAAUUCUUCAUUAAGACUUGCCCGAAAGGAUGCGGUGGCACAUUCUUCUCCUACGCCACAUCUAAGACAUUCUACCUCUCGACGGUUCAUAAGUACAUCUCAAUUCACUACGGUAAUAUCAACAUUACCACCGAUCUAUAUUUGGGCAUCGACGUCUGGAACCUUGUCUCCCUAAUAUGGGAUAGUCACUCAUAUGCACUGGAUGUUUACAUUUUUGAUGUAGAGGGGCUGCCUGUAAAGCGUACAUUCUCCUUCGAAGCGGAUAUUUUCUCAUCUGGUGGCGGUCUCUGCUUGGGGGCGUGGCAGCCAGGAUAUGAUGGGACAGGACUCGAACCAGAGGGUGCUUUUGUUGGAAUCAUUGAUGACCUGCGUGUAUGGGACAGUUUCUUUGACAGUAAUGCCAUCCAGAGCCACUGGAGUAUGGAUGUAGCAGCAUCAGCUCCAGGUCUACAGAACCAAUGGAAGUUUGAUGAAGGGGCAGGAAAGCUGACCUACGAUGCAGUGUCAGGUCUCCCACUCAUCCUCACAAACUCAUCUUAUCCGGCUCCAGAGUGGCAGCCUUCUGAUGCCCCUAUACCUGCACCGUUUGAUGGCAGCAGGGGUGGAGGAGGAAGUGAUGGAUCGGGAGGAGGCGGUGGAGGAGGGGGAGGAGGUUCAGGAGGGGGAGGUAGUGGAGGAGGGGGGAGUGGCGGGGAUGGAUCUGGAUCAGGUAGUGGUGUAGGAGCUAAUGGAAUAGGAGGAGGAGUGGCACCAUCUGUGCCUGACUGGCUGGAUGACUUCUGCAAGGGAAUCACCCUUUCAGGACCACUAGCAAACUCCUGCCCGAUUGGUGAUGCUGCACAACAAUUCUACUACCAAGCCUGUCUCGAAGCUGUAGCAACAACCAACACUGUAGAGCCAGCUGUUGAGCCAAUCAUAGAAUAUGCUGAUUACUGUCAGGUGGCUCUUGGAUUACCAGACUGGCCAGCACAGCCCCUUUGCAAUGAGUUUGGGGAUGCAGCGUUCCCCCUCUGGAUUGGGAACAGCUGUGAUAUUCUGUGCGCAUUUGGAUCACGCCAUCCGGACGAUAUAAACAUCUGUGUGUGUGAUGUUGGUUUCUGGAGUGUCAACUGCAACGAGGUCUGCCCGGGUGGGUCAAUCAAUCCAUGCAGUAGUCAUGGAGAAUGUGAUGCUCUAAGCGGAACAUGUACAUGCUUGCCAAACUGGCAAGGCAAGAGUGACUGUAGUCUCUGUACAUCUGGCUGGAUUGGCACAGACUGCUCCGCUGUUGCUAUUCAAAAUCUCAACGUCCAUGUGCAUGUUUCCGUCAUCAUUGGCAUCUCACAAAUUACAACCUUGAGUGGGGUCACGUUCCUUCACAACUCAGUGGGACAGUAUCACCUCCUUCGAGUUGCAGACAACUCACUCAUCAUCCAGGCCAAAUAUAUACGUUGCUACGCCAGCUAUUCCUGCAUCAAGUAUAUUGGGCUCCGAUUUGGAGACCCAUCUGUUGGGUUUGCCCACGUGACAAUUGGAGGGUCUAGCAUCUCCGGAGGACAUUUCAUUAUUUAUGUCAAUGGCCAGACCGUCUCGAUUGAUCGGAAAUAUGAGUUUGGCCAAUCAGGGUAUGUCUUCACUCGUUUGUCAUACUUUGAGCUUCUCAUCACAGGACCAAGUGACUUUAAGAUGAUCGUCAGAGCUGAUGGCAAAUAUCUAUCCCUGGAUACAACCCUCCCGUCUAGUCUUUGCUCUGUAGCAACAGGAAUACUUGUCGGUGGCUGCUGCAAUGCAACUGAUCCAGGAGAACCUUGGUUGUUAAUGCAUGUUGCCCGCUUAGAACUUGACCUGUGUAAAAGAAGCGAUCCUGUACAGUCAGCAGCCCCUAUGCAACCUCACAACUACACUUUCCAAAUGAAUGACACUUUAACCUGCGACAGAAGUGAUGUAACACCGAUUACGGAUGAUGCCAUAAAGGGUUUCAUGCAGCGCUGGUCUGUAACAGACUGUGAUGCUGUAAUUACCUAUCCAUCCAUAAGCUCUAAGCUACAGUUGUACGCCAGCUAUUCCCUGUACUUCCAUUUGACUGUAGUUUACACACAGCAUGUGACACUAUUUGUGCAGAAGUCCUUUGAUGUUACGUUUGAGCUACUGCUCCAAUGUAGUGAUAUCUCCACCGAUGGUGGUGUGGUGUUCUCAUACUCUAACGAUGUGACUUUUGCUGUCAGUGUCGAAUCCACCAUAAAAAUUCAUGUAGGAAACGCAGUGUACAGCACCAACUUGAUUGUACAAGAUGGCAAAUGGAAUAAGAUUGUUCUUGUGUAUGAAGACAUCAAUGGAAAAUUAAACGUGUACCAUUUUACAUCAACUGGAACAGUGAAGCGAUACCUGAUGUCAAUUAAUACACACCUGUUUCGUGUUGCUGGGUACCUGACUCUUGGUUCAUGGCAACCUGCCUGGAACACAACAGGACAGGUGCCAUUGAAAUCAUUCUCUGGUCAAAUCGAUGACUUACGAGUCUGGAACCAAUACUUGAGUCCUGCUGAAGUGGUGGGAUUGUGGAGUUAUCCACCAACAACAAAUGCCACAGGGUUGGUACGAUAUUGGCCAUUUGACGAGGGAGAAGGAAUGGUUGCUGAAGAUCGCAUCUCCGGUGAAUGUCUUUACAAGCCUGAUGAUCCAUGGCCUAAACCUCAGUGGCUCGACUCCGAUGGACCUAUACCAGAAGACAGUUUAAGCCCUUCCAUGACUCCUAAAUUUAGUGAUGCUAACUUGGAAACUACUGCAAGAGACCUCUGCAUGAAACUGCUGUAUUCACCACCGAUUUCAGCUGUUUGCAGUGGUGUAGGUGAUGGAACAAUAUCGAUGUACUUUACACUCUGUCUGCGACAGGUUGCCGGAACACAAGACCUUGCUGCAGCUUACAAAGUUGCAUUCGGUUUCUCAGAUAUUUGUCAGAUUUCUCUGAAUCUUCUCACCUGGCCUGCACUGCCAUUAUGUCAAGAGGCACCAACACUAAGAGCAGGGACACAGUGCGAGGAUGGCUGUCUGUUUGGGGUGAAACUGCCUCUUGGAUCGUGUCAAUGCUUACCUGGGUUCUACGGAGAACAGUGUGAUAAGGUUUGUCCAGGUGGUUCUAUCACCCCAUGUAGCUCUCACGGCAGCUGUGAAGGUUCAGGUCAAUGCAUCUGUGAUCUCAACUGGGAUGGGUCAAUAGACUGUGGAAUCUGCUCACCAGGAUGGUAUGGCCAUGACUGCACAGUUGCUACAACACAAACAAUAACAACACCACGGCUUUCUGUGAGCAUUGUAACCGUGCACUCACAGUACACGUUGUUUGAUGGGCUGAGUUUCAAUCUUGCAGCAGUUGGUGAGUUUUACUUGAUUCAGACCAUCGACUUCCUCGUCCAGAUUCGACAAGUUCCUUGUUUCCAACAAUCUACAUGUGUAAAUUCCAUUGCUGUAAGCAUCUCCGACACUGAUGUUGUGAUUCAUGCUCCAUAUCAGAUCAAUCAUAGUCCAGUGAUCUGGAUUGAUGAAGUAAAAGUUGACAUCACAACCAAACUUUUCUAUGUUCAGAAUACCGACUGGAUCAUUGAACAAACAGAUGCAAACAUGAUGACCCUUUAUUCAGGACUUCAGGCGGAGUUUCACUUAAAGAUCCACUUUGUAGGCUUGUUCAUGCAGCUGAGCAUCUCAAUACCAUCCAACACUUGUUUGGCUUCAGAAGGCCUCCUUGGAAAUUGUAACCAAAACCAAACUGAUGAUCUUGGAAACAUGACCCAAGGUUUGGAUAAUAUAACACAGAAAGAUAUCAACACCCUGAUUGCUGAUUUGUGGACAGUUCCCUCUUCAGAUAGCCUGUUUGUCCAUCAAUAUGAAACCUAUGUUGAAGCAACAAUACCAAGUGGAGCUACAUUUGCUCUUGUGUUUGAAAACACAGGUGGCAGGACAGAACCUCUGAGAAAUUUAUCAACAGCAAUCUCAGAAAGUGAACUUACCAUUGAGUUUCUCGUCAAACCGUAUCUGUACGGAGGUGUUAUAAUCUCCUUUGGGCUGGAGUCAACUUUUGCCAUCAUCAAUGAUUUCACUAUCAAAAUCAUAAUCGGGACUCAUGUGUAUGACACUGGUAUCACAAAUGACCUCGAGACCUGGAAUAGCAUCUCGAUUGUGUUCAUAAAGGAGGAAAGUAUGCUGCGGUUUUACCAUCACAGCGCUACUGGGGUAGUCAGCUCGUGCCGUUUCGUCGUUGACAACUGGAUUUGGCUGGAGUCUGGCGUUAUUCUGUCUGUCGGACAGUGGCUGCCAUUACCAGACAACCAAACCUACACCUUCAACUCAACCUUUUAUGGUGAAAUUGACGAGCUCAGAAUUUGGGGUGCCUCAUUCCUACCUGCCAUCACACAACUCUCUGAUGCUUCAAAUACUUACGAUCAUGAAGGAGACCUGGCUCUUCUUUACAAAUUUGACAUUGGCUUCGGCAGCAUUAUUACAGACCCUGUGCUUGGCAAUGACAUCCUGACACCAACAGGCUCUUGGCAGAAACCAGAAUGGACCUAUUCUGAUGCAGACAUACCUCUUAAACUAACCGCUCCGUUUAAAGCAAAUUUCAGUCGCGACACCUUGCAAACAGAAGCAGAGACAAUCUGUGGGAGGCUGAAUGUCAGUGAUGGAGGUAUUCGAGGUGUCUGUGCUGAACUCAACCAGGCUACAGUAGAUUUCUACAUUCUGUCAUGUCUCCACAACGCUGCUGCGACAGGAACAUUAGAGAGUGCCUUUACAAUUCUUGCCGUGGUAGUUGAGUAUUGUCAAGUCAUAAGUAAUCAAGAACCUGACAUUAGCAUACUCUGCAAUAUCUUCAUUGAGGCACAACUUCCCAAGUGGCUGUUGUCAACCUGCAAAUCCUGCGGGUUCGGUCUUCCCAACCCCACUAACCCUGAUGCUUGCAUAUGUGAAACUGGAUAUUGGGGAGAUAGCUGUAUUGAAAUCUGUCCGGGCGGUCUUAUCACACCUUGCUACAAUCACGGAGUGUGCAACAACGAAGGCCAGUGUUUGUGCGAGAUCAACUGGGAAAGCCAACUUAACUGUGGUGUCUGCUCACUGAACUGGCUUGGAGAUGAUUGUGUCAUUGCCACCACAUCGUGGUACAAACAACCAAUUGUGAAUUUGAGAGUCAGUGCCCUCCUUACAGGCCAAGGAAGAGUCGUGACAUUUGGUGGAGUCUCUUUUGAUAUCAUCCAGGUAGGAGUCUACACAAUUAUCCAUCAUGCAGAAAGUGAAAUCAAGAUAAAUGGGAGGCUUUCUUGGUGCGCCACAGCUGAAGGUUUCUCCACAUGUUUUGAUGCCAUAUCCUUUCACCACCAUUCCCACAUCCUUAUAAUCCGUGCUUCAAUCGACACUGCAUUUUUCAGGCCGUACAUCUGGCUUGAUGGUCAAGUAAUCCAACUUGAUCAUACAAACCAAAUCAGUGAUGAGAUAAGUAUCGUUCGAGUUAAUGUCAUCCAAUAUCGAGUCUAUGUGAAGACCCUGGCUAUAUCUGUACUUAUUUCACUCCAUCCGCAUCAUUUUGGAUUCGGCAUUAGCAUGCCAUCGGAUGUUUGCAAUAGUUUUGGUUUUGCUGGACUGCUUGCUUCGUGCGACAGUUUGAAUCAAAUUGAGCAUGUGGACUGCUUACAGGAUGAACUUGAAACACCAGUGAUCGAUAGCAUGGACUGCCAGCGUAAUGCCUCAAUGAAUGCUGUCGAUAAGUACACUUCUAAAUUCCGAGCCUCAUCUUUUGUUAAUGUGUCUGAUGCAAACUACCAGCUCCUACUACCAGUACUUGGUGCGGGUUAUCAUUUGUACUUUACUGACAACAUCAUAGUUUCUGGACCACUACACAAUCUACCAUUUGAGAGAUUCACACUAGAGAUGUGGGUAAGGAUACAGCACCAUGGUGGAGUAUUACUCUCCUACUGUACAGCUGAUGACGUAUUUGCUUUAAUAAACUCGGAAGGAAGACUCAGUAUGUACUUUGAAGGUCAUGUGCACCGUCUGAAUUUGCGCCUCGAGUUGAAUCUCUGGAUUCAAAUAUCACUUGUCUGGCACCAGUCAACAGCCAUCUUGGAGAUGUACGUCUUUGACACUCUUGGAAUUCCACAAGUUCAGGCAAUUCAGCUCACCAGCAGAGCAUUCCAAAGUGGAGGUUUCCUAGUACUAGGACAGUGGUAUUCUCUUGCUCCAGUUGCUCUUCCACUACUUACCAACAAGCCAUUUAUCGGCGCUAUUGACGAGAUUCGAAUUUGGAACAGAAUCACCAACCCAUCUUUGAUUGUCUCCAACUGGAAAUUAAAUGCUGAUGUAAACACACCUGACUUAGCUGUUCUUUGGAAAUUCAAUGAAGGUGUUGGUGGAGAGGCAACAGAUCUCAUGAGUGGCGUAGUGAUGCAGUUCCCUAGUUGGAACGGCCCUUCCUGGAGGAUCACUGACAGCGACUACCCAAUUCCUGCUGAAAAGCCUCUUUCCUAUCCUGACUUCCCCAAUGCCACCUUUGCUAUGGAAGCUACUUCAAAGUGCCAGGAAAUCUUUUUAAGGGGACCUUUCCAUGAUUCGUGCUUUGCUCUUGGCAAUACUGUCAUUGAUAUUCAAUACAUACAGUGUCUGCACGACGUUGCCUUUCAUCAGGAUCUAAGUGCUGCUGUUGAAGCAACGGUAGCUCUGUCCGAUCUAGCUGAGACUCACUUACGCCUCAGUGAAUGGCCUGCACGGUAUUUAUGUAACAGCUUUCCGGGAUGGGAUUUCCCAUACUGGAUUGGACCACAGUGUGACAUUCCUUGUACAUUUGGACGGAGAAGCUCUGAUGAAAAUACCAAGUGUGUUUGUUUGAGAGGGUACUGGGGAAGGGAGUGUUCAAAUGUUUGUCCCGGAGGUAAACUGAGCCCUUGUAAUAAUCAUGGUCAAUGUAAUGCAACAUCAGGUUUAUGUGAGUGUGCAAAUCACUGGCUUGGACCCGCUGCUGAUUUGAACAACAACACCUAUGCAUGUUCACAGUGCUCUCCUGGAUGGUAUGGCAUUGACUGUUCCAUAAGUACAAUCAAUCGAACACGUACAGCAGGACUUACCAUUUUCUUUGGUCACCUCCACUUCACAACACUUGACGGUGCAAGCUUCCAUUUUGGAAUACCUGGAAUGUUCUACCUUCUAACUACACACUCAACAAGUGUACAGGUUCUACUGGAACCGUGUUACGGAAGUGUUGCUUGCAGGGAAAUUACUGAAGUUGUGAUCAGUGAAAGAGAAGUAACUCUGUCAUGUAGUAUCGACCUAGAGGUAGACACAAGAGAACUGAUUAUUCAACAGAAGUCUGGUCAGACAUGGGUUAAUGUUGAACAACCAGAGAAUGGUGAAGGCUCAGCUGGUUCUCUAGCCUACACAUGGUUUGCACCCCACCUUAUAAACAUCACCAGCACCUCUGAGUCAGUAGUGAUCAUCGUAGCACUCUAUUCUGGAAUUAUCACUUUGGUUGUUGAGACUCCAGAUGGCGUUAGUUUGGUGGGAGCAGCUCUGAGUGGAUCAUGGGAUUCCAAUUGGAUUAAUGAUAUCAAUGUUGGAGAGUUCCGACCAGAGAUAGAUGGCCCAGACAAAUGGCAACAAGUGAGUGAAGAUUAUUUUGUCGACAAUUUAGCAUCACAAAGUUACUGCGACAAAUCUCUCAGUACGUACUUCCGUUUACCAUUUGAGGAGUCCAACUUUCUGAGCGAUCAUGCCAAGGCAUUCACAGCUGCUGGUUACAUCCUGAGAUUUCAACACAACCAUGUUACGUUCUCCAAUAUCAUAAUAAAAGACCUGGACAAGUUCACUCUCCAGUGUUGGCUGCGUGUGGCUGUUUCAUCUUCUUCCAUUCAGACACUGAUGCUAUUUGAUUCAGAUACUUCUCUAUCCGUUCAACUAGCAGGUGGUAUAGUAAGGUUGAACUUUAAUGGGCAAACUGUGUUAACUGGCUUAGUCAUCCGAGAAGGAGUCUGGUUCCAUCUUAGUUUGUCUUGGAGAAACUUUGACGGCAGAGUGAUUGUUGAUCUGUAUGCUUCAGACCAGAAAGUUGUCCAGACAUUUACAGAGUUUGGCGUUCAAAUUCUGAAGUACCUGAAGCUGAGUGGAAGUCUCCAUCUAGGGCAACAUGUAACAAAUGGAAUCAUUGAUGAUACCUUGGAUUUUCAAGGUGAUCUUGAUUUGUUGCAUCUCGAGGAAUAUUUCUCACAUGGGGAAAACCUGGCUGAGGGUAGGGAGAGUUACAAUGAAGAGCUGUCUGAUGGUAUGCUAUUUCUGAUUGCACUGGAUGAAGGCAGUGGUUUCAAGGCAUUGAUGAAGUUGAGCAGCUUUGACAAUAGUAGUAUGGUGGAUGGAGUCUUGUACCCAGAGGAAGCACCACCAGAAUGGGUUCCGUCCAAUGCACCAAUCAAAGUUGUACCAGACUACUCCCCAAACUUCCCUACAACAACUUUAAUGGAGGAUGCCAUGGCCAUUUGUAACGCAUUCUUCUACGAAGACCCACUGUAUACAGCUUGCAAAGAUCUACAAAGUACACUGUUGUUCUACUAUGAGGCUUGUCUGUUGGAUGUUGCUUCAAGUGGAGACAUAACUCGUGCCAAUGUGUCAGCCGACAUGUUUGCCCUCAUUUGCCAACGUACUCUAGAACUCCCACCAGAAAAGUUCUGUGGUUUUUAUGAAUUCUGCAAGGAAAGACCAAUAAUAACUGGCUGUUCUUUGUGGUGUAUCUUAAUCAUUGUAGGCUGCAUUCUUGUAUUGAUUCUGUUCAUCAUUCUUAUUAUCUCCUGCGUCUACAACAAAAAGAAGAGAAAGAAUGAACAAGACAUCCAGACAAACUGGAGGUAUAUUCCCCCUUCAAGAUUGGCUCGACCCAAGUCCAGUGAUUCUCAAGGAAGACCAUUCUACACCGGACUUGGUAGACCACAAUCUGCAGCUCUACAAGAAGGCAUUACAAUGGUAACUCAUGGACCAUCUGAUGAAGAUGAUGCAUGUCAGGAUGUCAAUGCUGGGUUUGAUCAAGACACAGCGGAGACAGCCUUCACUCAAUUACCAAAUGCACCUUCACAAGCAUCGGCAAUGGGUAAGGCAUUUGGUCUGAGCAGCUUUGAACCGUUUCCUUCACUAGAUGACAAUCAAGCUGCAGCUAAACCUCUUCCAUUUAAGGGACCUGCUCACGGAUUUCCAACUGGUUUUCCAGACUCCGACUUCAGAAAUGAGAUGCCAGGCCCAUUUGAUCCUUUUGUGGAAUCGAUGGUCCUCCCACCGGCAUAUAAUCCUUUUGAUGUUCCCCUUCCGCCUCCAUACCAGGCAGUUCCUCCUGCUAAUGACAACAAUUCGGACAAUACAGCGUCUCACUCUGCACGGUGCGAGACACCACCAAGACCGCCAUCCCAGAAUGGCUGGCUAGAAGACACUCAAGAUGAUACACCCGACACUCAAGAUGAUACGAACGCCGAAGAUGACAAAAGUCUCCCUCACAAUCUGGACACUGAUUUAGACAAACCCACGCAGCAAACCAUGGAAUUUAGACAUGUGGCGAGUGCAUUUGCAGCAGACGGUCUGUCACAGUCUUCAGGAGAUAGUGAUAACAAUGCAUCCCUUCCAACCAGUCAACAUAUGUAUUCUCCUAGAGGCAAUCAACCAGGUUCCCCGUUAUUAGGGGGAUUUUUCUCUGUAACCGAUAGUCGCCCUGCCUCUCCAUCUCGUGGCGGAGCGUCUAACAACCAGGAGAGGCCAACCUCUGCCUCGAUGGGACAAGCUGGAGCAUCUAGACAUCAAAGGAGAACAGAAGCAUUGCGUCAAAUGAUCAGAGAAACCUCCAAUGUCGUUUCUCCAAUGUCAACCAUGGAAGAUUCACCUACGGCAUCCAGGGCAGCCUCCCCAGUUCCAGUCAUUGAUCUUGAAGAAGAAGAAGAUCUUCCAGUGCCUCCAGAGAUGUACAACAAGCCACUAUUUGAGUGGAGGGACGAAGAUGAGUCCAUUGUUUAAGAUCCAACGCUUAAAUUAUAACCAUUGUAAUAAUUACGAAUAAUAAAUAUUGAGUUCUUAUAUAGCACAU
Molecule: messenger RNA, 52126 nt
Organism: Asterias rubens (European starfish)
Lineage: Eukaryota; Metazoa; Echinodermata; Asteroidea; Forcipulatida; Asteriidae
Exons: 71
Coding region: 1-52056 (17351 amino acids)
Biological process (GO): neuron development; heterophilic cell-cell adhesion
Cellular component (GO): neuron projection
Molecular function (GO): protein heterodimerization activity; cell adhesion molecule binding; protein homodimerization activity
Source: RefSeq, a predicted model, not a curated record